Podarcis lilfordi (Lilford's wall lizard) is the source of this 47395-nucleotide messenger RNA. NCBI's taxonomy places the organism in Eukaryota, Metazoa, Chordata, Lepidosauria, Squamata, Lacertidae. The record is from the annotation of a GenBank genome assembly.
CUGCCAGCAGGAAUGAUGGAGGCAGAAGCAGCAGUGGCAGAAACAGCUUGCUGUGACCACGGUACGUGUCAGCAGUAGUGGCGACAACCUGCAAGGACUUGAGGUGGUGGCUCAAUCAGUGGUAGCCUGCGAGUCUUUGUGGUGGUGACAGGAGGGGGCAGUGGCAGCGGAAAAAUCAGUGGCGACUUACAAAGCCUCACAGUGGUGACAGGAGCCGGCGGCAGUAGCAGCCUGCAAGGUGGCAGCCUCAAGGCCUUGUGGCGGUGAUAGAAAGUGAUGGCAGUAUCAGCAGCGACCUGUCACUCACAGCAGUGACGGGAGGUGGCGACAGUAGCAGUGGUGGCCUGCGAGGCCUUGUGGCUGCAACGAGAGGUGACGGCAGUAAUGGCGGCAGCCUGCAAGGUCUCGCGGCAGUGAGUAACGGCAGCAGCGGCAGAGUGCGUGGCUUUGCAGCAGCAACGGGCGGUGGAGGCUUGUGAGGCCUCACGGCAGCAACAAAAAAGUGGCAGCAGUAAUGGUGGCAGCCUGCAAGGCGGUGACAGAGUGACAGCAGUGGCAGUGGGCUGCGAGGCCUCACAGCCAUGACAGGGAGUAACUGUUAAGUUGUGGGUGAACAUAUCAGACGACACAGCAAUUCUUCAAACAGCUCUUGUAUAUUAAUAGGCCCAGAACAGAACUGAACCGAAGGGUUCAGCCAACCUGCUUAUAUAGAACUCCACUACUAGGCAACAGUAACAACUUUCUGUAACUAUCCAAUCACUGAACGUCACUUUCAAUCCCUUAUUUGCAUAUGUGGACCUGAGUGAAAACUAUCUACAGUAUCCUCCUGCUGGCCCAGGGUGAGAACUUCAGUACAUAACAGUAACGGCAGUAAUAGCACCCUGCAAGGCUUCAUGGCGGUGACAGGAGGUGGCAUCAGUAAGGCGGCAGCCAGCAAGGCCUUACCGCGAUGACAAAACAGUGGUGGCCUGCAAGGCCUUUCAGCGAUGAUAGAGAGUGAUGGCAGUAGCGGCGGUUGACUGUAAGGACUCACAGCAGUGAUGGGAGGUGGCGGCAGUAGCGGUGGCGGCUGCGAGACCUCAUGGUGGUGACGGAAAGUGGUGGCAGUAAUGGCAGCGGGCUGUGAGGCCUUGUGGUGGUGAUGGGAAGAGGCAGCAGUCAUGGCAUUGGCCUGUGAGGCCUAGCAGUGGCAACAGGAUUUGGCAGCAGAAACGGUGGUGGCCUGCGAGUCCUUGUGGCAGCGGCCUGCGUGGACUCGUGGCACUGACAGGAGGUGAUGGCAGUAGAGGCGUCCUACGAGGCCUUGACUGCGAGGGUCAUCUAGUCCAACCCCCUGAACAUAGCUAUCAACUUACAGAUUUGAAAAUAAGGGACCAGCAGCCUCAAAAAUAAGGGAUCAGCAGCCAAAAUAAGGGUUUUUCCAAGAAGUAUGUUCAACUUCUGAGCCCCUCCAAGGCAAAGGCAGAAAGCCCAGCCAGCAGCCAAACGAAGCCUCAGGCGGUGGUUCCCACAGUGCAGCAACCCGGCAAAGGGGAUGCAGCAAUCACCUCUCCGCUGGGAAGCGCUGAGCAAAGGCGAGUCCCCAGGCAACGAUUUGAUCGGCACAAGGCAUGCAAGCUCCACCCCCCAGUCGUUCUUAGACUCCUUAUUGGGUGAGCAACGCAGCCAAGCAACACAGUUGGAGCCUACCUCCUCCCUGGCCGGCAGGGAGGGAGGGAAAGGAGUUGCUUCCUUUGAAACCCAGGAAAUUUAAGGGACAUCAUCAAUAAGGGACAGCAGCGGGACACGGCACUGGGAUAAGGGACUUUCCCGCCAAAUAAGGGACGGUUGACAGCUAUGCCCCUGAAAUGCAGACAUCUUUUGCCCAACAUGGGGUUCUAACCCAUGAACCUGAGAUUAAGAACUGCAUGUUCUAAUGACUGAGUUAUGCAACAUGCCCACGUUUAGACACAUACGCAUGAUUAGAGGCACUCUAGCCAAAGCUACAAAGACAUCUAGAAUAUUUCUGUGGAUGGUGACAAUCGUCUGUCCUCAUGUAUAUGUGCUAUAACCUGCAAUUUGGAUUUUCUAUGUGGGGCACAGCUGUAGUUUCAUUGAACAAAUCUGCACAUCCUUAUCUCACUUUGCACUGGUGAUAAAUUUUGCAGGGGCCGUUUGCAUGGGGACCAAUGCCAGGAGAUGUCUCUGCUUCCUGUUGGGAAAACGCUAACAUUUAUUCAUGAAAGAUGAACCUGCCUGGAGAAAUAAGAAACUAGACCCGACUGCUCAUCCAUUAAUAAAUGUCUCAGUGACGCUGCCAACAACGUUUUAAUCUCCACUGCGUCUCUCUCUCUCUCUCUCUCUCUCUCUCUCUCUCUCUCUCUCUCUCUCUUAUAUUUUGUCCCAUUCUUGACAAAUUAAAAUUUCCCAUUACAGUAAAUCUUUGGAGUUCUCUUGUCUUUAGCUCCAUGACUCAGGCUGCCGGAUAUUAGCUGAGAGCUCCGUUCUAAUAAAUAAAUAAAUAACUCGGCUAAUUGAAAUGGCGAGGUGUCGCAGAUAGACAUUUUUAGGACAUUUGAGUGGCAAGGCUGACACGAUGCACCCCACUUGACACGGAGCGGCACGUUCCAGAGGAGAGAGAGAGAAACUGAGAUCUGGCUUUAAGUGGAAACGUUUCUAAGGCUGACACAGGUGUCUCCAUCCUGCCUGGAGUUCUGUGCAGGUUGUGAGGACCUCUGACCAUGAGGAGUAGAAAUAUAUUAUCCUACGCUCAUCGCUCGAGUUCCCAAGGCUUGACAUUGCAUCUGAGCUAUGAACCCAGCCCCUCUCAUCUUGUAAAUUGGUUGUGCCUUUUUCAGAGCAGGUAGUCUGCCUUCCUGGGACGCGGGUGGAGCUGUGGUCUAAACCACAGAGCCUAGGACUUGCCGAUCAGAAGGUCGGUGGUUCGAAUCCCCGUGACGGGGUGAGCUCCUGUUGCUCGGUCCCUGCUCCUGCCAACCCAGCAGUUCAAAAGCACGUCAAAGUGUAAGUAGAUAAAUAGGUACCGCUCCGGCGGGAAGGUAAACGGCGUUUCCGUGCGCUGCUCUGGUUUGCCAGAAGCGGCUUAGUCAUGCUGGCCACAUGACUUGGAAGCUGUCUGUGGGCAAACGCUGGCUCCCUCAGCCUAUAGAGCAAGAUGAGCGUGUAACCCCAGAGUCAUCCGCGACUGGACCUAAUGGUCAGGGGUCCCUUUACCUUUUUAGUCUGCUUUCCUAGCUGCAGAAGUGAAGGGCUGUGGGGAAGAAACUUCAGUAAAUACUCAAAAACACAUUUGCUUAUAAUUGCUACCGUCCAGAGGCAAAGGCCCAUAGUUUAAUAAAUUUAAUAAAUAGUAAUAAAAUAUAUCUGUUGCCUGUUAUACAGAGUUGGGCGGGUUUCGGUUUGUGAUUAUGACAUGUAUAUUGUGUUUUCGUAUUGUAAACCACCCUGUGAUCUUUGGUUGGAUAUGCAUACUCUCCGACAUUUCUCAGAUGAAAAGAGACGUCCUAUUCCAUAAUAAUAAUACAGUGGUACCUCGGGUUAAGAACUUAAUUCGUUCUGGAGGUCCGUUCUUAACCUGAAACUGUUCUUAACCUGAGGUACCACUUUAGCUAAUGGGGCCUCCCACUGCCGCCACACGAUUUCUGUUCUCAUCCUGAAGCAAAGUUCUUAACCUGAGGUACUAUUUCUGGGUUAGCGGAGUCUGUAACCUGAAGCGUAUGUAACCCGAGGUACCACUGUAAUAAAAAUUUAUACCCCGCCCAUCUGACUGGGCUGCUACAGCCACCCUGGGCAGCUUCCAACCUAUAUAAAAACAUAACAAAACAUCAAACAUUUAAUAACUUCCCUGUACAGGGCUGCCUUCAGAUGUCUUCUAAAGGUUGCAUAAUUAUUUAUCCCCUUGGGUCGCAUAACUGCACACCCUCCAACAUUUCUCUGAUGGAAACAGUGAUGUCCUAAGGAAAAGCAGGACAUUCCGGGAUCAAACCAGAAACCGGGACGACUUCUGCAAAUCUGGGGCUCUCCCUGGAAUAUAGGGACCCUGACCUGUUUUCCAGGCUGCGAAAUGGCAAUAAACAGCAGCAUCCCAGCACAAGGCUGUUGGGAGGGUAAAAACCACAGAGGGCGAGAGAUAGGAGCAAACCAGCAGUAAAUCACACCAAGCAAGUUGGCGUUAACCCUUUAUUAGCAAAAAUGGGGAUCUGCACAGGAGUGUCAGGCCAAAUGAACACAGCAAGUUGUCUAUGGCAAGUCCUGCCCCCAUGAAGGCGUUGCGGAGGCUGAAUUCCUGCUCCAUGAUUGCAGUCGUGGGAUUUUUGUCUAUCACACAACGGUGUAUGUUUUGACCCCACAGAGUGGGAAGUGACGGAAACAGGAUGUUUGUGUUACUGUGUUCUGUGAAGUGGGACUAUUGUCCUUUGUUCUUUCUCUUUUUGCUGUCUGAUGCUAGAGAGAGAGAGAGCCAUGUUGCAGUGCUCCGUGUGUGUUUAUAUGUAAAUAAAGUAGAUUAGCCAAAAUGCCGAGUUGCUGUCACGUGAACUGUGAAGACUCUGCGGAUCCCUAAGUGUGCCGUUGUUGGUUGGCAUUGGUCGCUGUGAUGUUCGGGCUGAAGAAAGCUUUUGAAGCUCCCGAACGAUCGACCAGGAGGGAGAGAACAUGCCAGUCGGGCAUGUGUCUCUGCCAGGGUCCUACUCGAGUGUAGGACGAGCUCCUGACAGGUCCCUGCCUCCCCACAGCUGCCGAGGUUCCUUCCUCUCCAGGGUUUAUCCCAAGCAAUCGGAGACUGUGCCUGCAUGGAGCCAACGCCUCCUCUGCCCUUUUUAUGCCUCUUCUGGUCCUGGAGACCAGGGCGAAGGGGAGCUUGUCACAGCAGAAGGGGGAGACACCCUGGCUUCUUCACCAGCCUGACUUCUGUAGGCCUCUCGGCCUCCCUCCUCUCCUCCUUCCGCUUCUGCCUCCGAUUCUCAACUGCUCUCUGCCACGGAUUCUCCCAGCUCACUUAGCCCUGUUACCCCCUUCCACUUCCGACACCGCUUCUCCCUCGGAUCACAACUUCCCAGGAUCUGAGCCUUCUUCCUUUGGGGGUUCCCCAGCUGGUUCCUCCCAACGUUCCUCUGCGUCCAACCGGUGCGUAGCAGCGAGGCAUGCUGGGAAUUUAAAAGUGUUAGGAAAAUAAAACUCUAUGCAUGGCGACAGGAACACCCCUACCAUCCCCCCCUUCCUUCUCCACGUAUCCCAGUAGGAAUAGCUCUUUGGCACUAGAUUUUUUUUUAAAGCAGUUAUUUGCGACCAUAAUGCAUCCGGCUGCACUUAGAGUGCUUUUAAAGAGGGUGAUUAGCAGCAAACGCUGCACUUCCUUAAUGAUCACCAUUACAAAGCACUGAAAGGAAGCCAGUUCUGGCAGACAUCUAGGCUUCACUCUGCCCAGACAUGGCCCCUUUUUGACUUCUAUGGGGCAGGUUAAGUUGAGAAGUCAAAGCUGUUCCCAGGGUGUGGCCGCUGUCACAUGCUGACAGCUUCCAGGAGCCGCAGGUGAGACCUGAGUACAGGGCAGGGACCAAAGGUGGACAAAGUAUAUCUGAAGGAGCGUCUCCACCCCCAUCGUUCUGCCCAGACACUGAGGUCCAGCUCCGAGGGCCUUCUGGCGGUUCCCUCACUGCGAGAAGCCAAGUUACAGGGAACCAGGCAGAGGGCCUUCUCGGUGGUGGCACCUGCCCAGUGGAACGCCCUCCCACCAGAUGUCAAAGAGAAAAACAACUACCAGACUUUUAGAAGACAUCUGAAGGCAGCCCUGUUUAGGGAAGCUUUUAAUGUUUUAUGUAUUACGGGAUUUAAAUAUUUUGUUGGAAGCUGCCCAGAGUGGCUGGGGAAGCCCAGCCAGAUGUAAAGGUAAAGGUAAAGGGACCCCUGACCAUUAGGUCCAGUCGUGGCCGACUCUGGGGUUGCGGUGCUCAUCUCGCUUUAUUGGCCAAGGGAGCCGGCGUACAGCUUCCGGGUCAUGUGGCCAGCAUGACUAAGCCACUUCUGGCAAACCAGAGCAGUGCACGGAAACGCCGUUUACCUUCCCGCCGGAGCGGUACCUAUUUAUCCACUUGCACUUUGACGUGCUUUCGAACUGCUAGGUUGGCAGGAGCAGGGACUGAGCAACAGGAGCUCACCCCGUCGCAGGGAUUCGAACCGCCAACCUUCUGAUCGGCAAGUCCUAGGCUCUGUGGUUUAACCCACAGCGCCACCCGCGUCCCAGCCAGAUGGGCAAGGUAGAAAUAAUAAAUUAUUAUUAUUAUUGUUGUUGUUGUUGUUAUUAUAUAAAGCACCCCAGAAGGAGCAGGAUGUGUCCCCCACCAAGGGACUAACCCUCCCCUAGCACCCCACCCCAGGAACCUUAGCACUACCAAGAUAUCAGUAGCCAUUUUUAAAGAUCUGUCCUCCUGCCAGCUGUUUCCCCCACCUUUCUGACAGCCGAGGCAGAAUCCCCAACCCAACCAAUGCUAGAACAGUUACUCGUUCAGAGAGGCACCGGGCAGUUUCUUUUGAGGGCUGGCGAUUCUGCACUGUGUUCUUUGACCAUGCCCAGAGUCAUGAGUGAUGCAAUAAAACUACCACCUCCACCUGGCAGGAGAGGAAGAGGCACAACCAGAGCAGCGACUCAUGCAGAGACACAGCGGGCAGCCUCCUCUGAGGUACAGAUGCCCUCGGCAGCCUACCAUAACCAUUUGAAGCAGAGCGAUUGGAGAGCAGAGCACCAUCAUGUUUCCUAUACCUAUUGUUGUUGUUUAGUCGUUUAGUCGUGUCCGACUCUUCGUGACCCCAUGGACCAGAGCACACCAGGCACCCCUGUCUUCCACUGCCUCCCGCAGUUUGGUCAAACUCAUGCUGGUAGCUUUGAGAACACUGUCCAACCAUCUCGUCCUCUGUCGUCCCCUUCUCCUUGUGCCCUCCAUCUUUCCCAGCAUCAGGGUCUUUUCCAGGGAGUCUUCUCUUCUCAUGAGGUGGCCAAAGUACUGGAGCCUCAGCUUCAGGAUCUGUCCUUCCAGUGAGCACUCAGGGCUGAUUUCCUUCAGAAUGGAGUGGUUUGAUCUUCUUGCAGUCCAUGGGACUCUCAAGAGUCUCCUCCAGCACCAGAAUUCAAAAGCAGCAAUUCUUCAGCGAUCAGCCUUCUUUAUGGUCCAGCUUGCACUUCCAUACAUCACUACUGGGAAAACCAUAGCUUUAACUAUACGGAUCUUUGUUGGCAAGGUGAUGUCUCUGCUUUUUAAGAUGCUGUCUAGGUAAUGUCUUGUUUUUCUCACCAACAGCAGUCUUGAGUGCUAAUGGCAGCAAAAGGGGUUGUGAAUUUUCUGAUAAUGCUCUAAAUUAAUCCCAAUCAGAAAAGAAGGGUAACAUUUUCUGCGGGGGCGGAGGGCCUGCAGAGCGAGCACAAUAUAUAGGAUAAUUAAAUAUUUUUAGGCUCGCCCAGCUCUCAUGAUUAGUUGCGUUAAUUAGAACCGUUUCCUCCCCCUCCUCCUUCGCUCAAUGCUUGGGGGAAGAACGGCGCCCCCCGGUGGCCAAAGAAGGAAACAAACGAUGACGCCGCCGACCGGGAGCCAAGAGCGUGUGCUGCUCUUUUAUUUCUGCAAAUGUUUUGAGAAUUUCUCUCUCUCUCUCUCUGCAUCACUACGGCAUCUCUGUCUUGGGAGUGGCAUCUCCCCCUUCCUUUUUUUCUUUAAACACUCCACCCAAAUUCGGUGCUAGGGAAAAGGGGAAAAAAAAUCUACUUUGCAUCUUAAUUUCUCAUUUCAGGGGGAGAAAGGAAGCACGUUGAGAGAGAGAACACUUAUUGGGGGGCGGCGGUAAAACAACAGGAUUUAUUUAUUUUUUAAAGUGGGAUUUAGCAAUAAAUCCCCACAAAUGCUGGGGAGCAAGAAACUGAUCUGCGUUUGCCCGUCAAAGCAAUUGCAUUUUUUCUUUCCCCCACGUGGUGGCCCCGAAGAGGGAGAUACUGGGGGCAAAAAGACGGAAAGGAAAGGACCCCGCAAGUUUCCCCCCUUCUUCUUUCCAUGAUCAAGCGGGGGGACUUUUUUUAAAAAGAGGGGGGCAUGGCGAUUUUUUUUGCGGGGGGGGUGUGUCGCGGUUCUGCACCAUGGACGGAAGCCUCUGCGGGAUAAUUCCUAAAGGGGGGGCUGUCGAAGAAGCCUCGUUAUCCGAGAUGCAUCGAGGCGGAUGGAGUUUUUUGGGGGGGGGUCGCGCGGAGAGAUAGGAGCAACUCAUCAGCGCACCCCAUAAAAUAUUUGAGGGUCCGCCUCCCCCCAUUGAUGGACAUUGCCAUUCAAAACAGUGCGUUUUGUGAUCAAUUGCUUGGGGUCCCCCACUGAUGGACAUUGCCAUUCAAAGUGCGUUUUGUGAUCAAUUGCUUGGGGUCCGCCACCCCCAAUAUUUUAUUCCAAUAAUAAAAUAUUGGAAUAAAAUAUUGGCAUCCCCGGGGGGGGGGGGAGAGAGCUAAACCCGCUCCCCCGGUUGCGCAUCAGCAAAAGGGACCCUCCGGACGCGCCGGCGAGGCUGGUCUGGUCUGGUCCUGGGGGGAGGGGGGACGCCUGCUCCAGGGCGCCGCCUGCUGGCGACGGGAGGGUAGGAGCGCCGCGAGGGGGCCGGCGGCGAGCCGGGGGCUCGGGAGGGCGGAGCAGGGGGUGCGGCAUCGGGAGCCGGGGAGCCGCGGCAGGAGCCUGUCUGCCAGCGCGGAGAGGCGGGCGGAGGCGGCGGCGAUGUUGCUCCUGCUCUUUUGCCGGCGCGGGGACUGAGCGGCGGCCCGCGCCGUCUUGCCUGCCUGCCCGGGAAGGCGCCAUGGAGAGCCAGCUGGCCCGCUGCAAGAUCGUGGUGGUGGGCGACAGCCAGUGCGGCAAGACGGCGCUGCUCCACGUCUUCGCCAAGGACACCUACCCCGAGGUACGGGGCGGGGGGGGGGGCAGCCGGCAGCCUCCCGCAGAGGGAGCCACAUCCGACGGGGCGGGGAUGCCGGAGGGGACGGAAGGGACCCCCGACGGUCGCGGUGGGUGGGUAUUGGUGGGUGGGGGGUUCGGGAGAUGCAGCCGGAGAGGGGCGUCCAGGCAAGGCGAGCAGGGCUGCCGGUUGGCCAGCGGGGUCUCCGGUUCCUCCGAGGGGGCGGCCGGCCGGCCGGUCUCAGGACGUCGAAGAACCGCAGCUCGGUGGGGUUAGCGCCCGCUUUGCCCAGGUCUUGGAUCCCCGACGGCAGCGUCGUCCCGAGAGGGCGGAGAGCCCGUGUUUUUAGACGGUGCCCACUGGGUAGGGUGUUCCCUCGGAUGUGGCCGGAGACUGCGGGAUUUGGGGGGUCUUAGGAAGGGAUACGGCUUGUGUCACCUGUUGGGAGAGCCAGGGGCAAGAUGGGAGCAGGAAGAGGCAAACGCACAGAACUGAAAUACUCUGGAAGUGGAGGGGCAAAAUGCAAGGGGUUGUGUGUGUCCUGUGGGGUGUAAAAUAGGUUUUUUGGGGGGCUGAAGGGACCUGGAAGGGAUUCUCCGCACAGGGGGCGGUUCAAGGCGCUUCCCCGCUUCUGCCAUAAUCGAUUCCUUCAUCUUCCAAGGUGCCACAAAAAUCCUCUUUUUCGGUUAGACUGACUUAGCAGGUUAGGUUAGAAAGAGAGUUUGGGUGUCUGGGUGGGGGGACAAUUUUGAGAGGGGUGAAGGAGAUGGAGGAGGUUCAAGUGAGGAGUCUGGUUCAGGGCAAGCUGGGAGGGAGAUUUAGGGUUCUGUAGGGAAACUAUGGAACUGAGGAACCGCUGGAACAUCAGGCGGAAUGUCAGAAACCUGGAACAACCUGCCUGCCUGCCUUUGUGGGGCAGCUGGAUUUAGGGCACAGCAUCUAGUUCCCUCUAGCUGAGGGCCAUAAUAAUAAUAAUAAUAAUAAUAAUAAUGGUAGCUACUAAGAAGCUACGUAAGAAAGCAACUCUACCAAAAGGAAUUAUUGUGAAAAUAAGAAAUAUUCUUUUUUGCGGGGGGCACCAAAUUUUGUCCUUGCAUAAAACCGGCCUCUGUUGGGACUGAGGUUUGCAGAACUCAGUAAAAGACCUAGAGCCUCUUCUCAGUGCCUUGGCUGAGUCCUGAGACAGAACUUCCUCUAAGCAACCAGGGAGGACCUCUCUUUUGCUUUUACUGUAACAUGGCCAGGAUCCCACACGAACCACAAAUUCGGACGAAAGGUCUUCCAGAGGCAGAGGCGUGCACCGUAAAUGUUUGCUUUCAGAAACGGAGCGUUGCUCUUGGGGUUGUGGGGUCCGGCCGCGAGUGUGUCAGGGACCCAGGCGUGCGAAAUCUGGGUUGGGGGUGCUUGCAGGGGGGGGGAUGUUUCUCCCAGUCGGCGGCAUUCUGUGGUUUCAUGCGUUCUGUUGUCUCUGCCGCCCCUCCCUUGCAGAACUAUGUCCCCACGGUGUUUGAGAACUACACGGCCAGUUUUGAGAUCGAAAAGCAGCGCAUCGAACUCAACAUGUGGGACACUUCAGGUGAGUGUGGAGCAGGAGGGAGGGAUUUGCGCUUGGGAAAGUCUGGGUUGAAAUUUGGGUUGGGGGCAGGGAGUGCUCUGGAACUGGUAACUGGGGUGAAUUUUGCCUGUCCCAGUUGAGGGUUUUUGCGACAUAUUCCUGUUUACCCAAAUGAAUGUGCCCUCUGAGGGAUUCCAGGAGUUUUAGCGCCACUGCCGUACAAGGGACAGUUUAUUUGUUUGUUUCCUUGUUUUCCUUGACCAUUCCUAACCUUGCUUGGAAGAUCUUUCUUUCCUGGCUGCAGCUGCCUGGUUUGGAAGUUUUGUGCUUCGCAUGUGUUUGGGUGGAUACUUUCCUCCCUUAUAAUUUUAACUUGGAGCAUUAGUUUAACCAGUGUUUCCCAAACUUAGGUCUCCUGCUGUUUUUGGACUACAACUCCCAUCAUCCUUGCUAUCUAGGGAUGAUGGGAGUUGUAGUCCGAAAACAGCUGGACACCCAAGUUUGGGAAACACUCGGAGUUAAACCACCAUCAGGCUUUAAAUUUCUCCCACUGACUUCCACAAAGGAUUAUCAGUUUCCCUUUUUCUCUUGGCUCCAGAAAUUGCCGUUAACACUCGUGCAGUGUUUUCCAGCAUUCUCCUUCCAUGCGUUCUUGGGAUUAUUAUAAUUUUACCCCAAGGCUCAAGCCUGUGCUGUUUUCUGGAAAACCCUUUCCCUUAAUCUCAAAUGCGGUAAGGGGAAAAUCUCUCUUUCGUAUGACUUCAUAUGUUUCAGCUAAGCACUGGUACUUGGAUCCUGGUCUAGUAAAACCUAGUUACACAUCAAGCCCUUUGUUGGGGGGAGCAGUUGUGAUGAACUGGUGGUGACAGAAAGACUCUUUGUAUAUGCUCAGAGUUUGCUUCUCCCAGAGCUGGGCAACAGCAUUACAAGGUGGUUCUGCUGCUGAGACCUGCUUCAAAUCCCAUCUCGGAUAUCCCUUAUAUAAAAUUUCCCCCCUCAACUAUAACACCGCUCAUAACCCUCUCUGGAUUAUGUGGGGCUGGCCUGCUUUACCUACUUUUUUGAAAAGGUUAUAGGGGGAUAACAUGAUCCGGCUAAAAUUGGGUGGGGGUGGAAAUCAUGAUGCUGGAGCUUUCCAAUUUCAUUUAAGGACCCCUCCCUGCCUCUUCCACCACCACCCUGCCCCCACCUGCAGUAAUUAAAGUACCAUAUUUUUCGCUCUAUAACACGCACCCGACCAUAACACGCACGUAGUUUUUAGAGGAGGAAAAUCCGUAGGCAUGCCACCCGUAGGCAUUCCCUCCAUAACACGCACAGACAUUUCCCCUUACUUUUUAGGAGGAAAAAAGUGAGUGUUAUGGUGCAAAAAAUACGGUACUUCCUUCCUAUCCACUCUGUGGCCUCUUUAUUUUUGGUGUCCUGUUUCCUGGUAGCACCUGCCUAGGAGUACCUGUGAGAAGGUACAGAAUGAAUUCUGAGAUUCAGGGUGAGGCCAAGAAUGAAUGAGGCACGAAAAGCUCCGGAUCCGAGGGCAGACCUCGCCCCUGGAAGGAAUGUAAGGGGAGAAGGGCCCGUUUUCGUACUUUAUUUGCCUGCAAAGAGGGAACGUUGAGUUCUUGCCAGCAUUUUAGAAGCAGCUGGGUCCUGGAAGCAAUUCUGGGGGUUGUCUGGCUCAGCCUGGCUGCCUUUUAUGCCUUUUAUUUGUAACCCCUCCCCCCCAAAACACCCCCAUUUCUUUGUGGUUUUCCAUAUGUGAGAGAAGGGGCGAUGUUGUGCUUCAGGCUUGAUGCUACAGAGGAGGAACAGAGGAAGAUGCAAUGCUUUGGCCAUGAUGUGUAGGAUAAAUGUCCCCAUUUUUGUUUUGUUUUGAGAGAGAAGGAUCACCCAAACUACCGGGGCUUCUUCUUUCCUCUGCCUCGACUCCAGCUUUUGCAUUUAUUAACUUCGCAGCCUCGCGAUUGGCACGGCCAGAGCCUUGCGUUGGCACGGCACCUCUCGCCUGCUUUUGUCGAGUUGCGUAAAGGGCUCUCCUGUGUGCAGUGCAGCUGUGGCAAAAUUGCCGGUGGCUCCUCGGGAGGACUGCAGAAAGGCUCUUCUGUCUGGGUAGAGAAAAGAGCGUCUCUUCCUUGGGCUGUGGGAGGAGGAAGCAAGCAAACAAUCCUCCUGCUGUGGGAGGCCGGAGCGCGGUGCACAAAACGAUCACAAAGCUAACGGCGCAGAGACGCGAGCGUUGUUUGGAGCUGGCAAACGUUCCGUGGCUAACAGGCGAGCGAGCUGCAGCCACAGACUCUGCAGUCUGGCCAAGGGAGGAGAGUCGCAGAAAUGCUUCGUAACGGAUCAGCUAGGCUCAUGGCAAAUUGGCAGAGGGUUGGUCUAUAGGUGUCUUAUUAAGCCGUGUGUGCUAAUGACCGAAAACUGCACUUGGAGAUGAGAGGCUUUUAGGGAAGGUGUCCACCAUCGGUUUGGAAAGGUGUGGGCUACCUGUGGCACACCGGACAUCGAUAGAUUUCCACUUCCUAGCCGGUAGGCUGGGAUGUUGCUCCUAGCAACAUGUGGCUGGCCCCAGGUUCCCCAUCCCUCAGAUAUAAGCCAGGAUAGAAAGUGCUUUUCAAUGUCACAGGAGGGGUGGCGAUGUGGUCCAAAACACUGAGCCUCUUAGACUUGCUGAUCAGAAGGUCAGCAGUUUGAAUCCCCGCAGCAGAGUGAGCUCCCGUUGCUCUGUCCCAGCUCCUGCCAACCUAGCAGUUCGAAAGCACGCCAGUGCAAGGAGAUAAAUAGGUGCCGUUCCAGUGGAAAGGUAAACAGCGUUUCCGUGCACUCUGGUUUCCGUCACUGUGUCCCGUUGUGCCAGAAGUGGUUUAGUCAUGCUGGCCACAUGACCUGGAAAGCUGUCUGUGGACAAACGCCAGCUCUCUCGGCCUGAAAGUGAGAUGAGCGCCACAACCCCAGAGUCGCCUUUGACUGGACUUAACUGUCCAGGGGUCCUUUACCUUACUUCUGUAGAGGGAUUUUUGCCUCUGACCCCAGACCCUCCAAGGAUCCCUAUUUUCCAGGGACAGUCCCGGAUUUACAGAAGCCGGCUCGAUUUCUGAUUAGAUCCUGGAAUGUCCCACUUUUCCUUAAGAUGUCCCUAUUUUCAUUGGAGAAAUGUAGGAGGGUAUGGAUUUAGGCGACCCCUGAGCCAAGGAGAUAAGGAACUAUACAACCUUUAGAAGACAUCUGAAGGCAGGCCUGUAUAAAGAAGUUUUUCAAUGUUUAGUGAGCUCACCCCGUUGUGGGGAUUCGAACCACCAACCUUCUGAUCGGCAAGCCCUAGGCUUGUGGUGUAGACCACAGAGCCACCCGCGUCCCAAUCAUGGAAUAGGAUGCCCCUAUUUUCAUCAGAGAAAUGUUGUUGGUUUGCCACAUCCCAAAGGACUUAGAAAUUAGCCGUCCUGUUUCAUAUGCGCUUUGCCAUGCAGCAACGAAGGGGUUAUGUUACUGGUGGGAUAAAUGAAGCCUCUCGUUCCACCCAGGGUUCAGACAUUCGUUCUACAGCCCCUGAAAUCCUGCUCCAGAAUGGGUGGCUUUUCAGUCUUGUCCGGCAAAGCAGCUUUGAAUGCUCUUGGAAGGAUGUGCCUGCCCUUGGCUGGCUUGGAGCAGAAACCCUCCGAGAUUUGAGCACUUGGGUGGUGGUGCUCACAUGCCCAAAGUAAUUGAUUAGGAACAUUUCUGAGCACAGAAACUGUCUGCAAGGGAGAAUAGGAGUUACAGCUGCUUAAUUUAUUGCAUUGCAAGUGCUGCAAGUCUGGAGGGAGGGUGGCGAGAAUGUAAAGGAACGUUAAGUCUUCCUGAUAGGAACAGCAGUGGAUGUUCUAAUUCAUGGGUGGGCAAACUAAGGCCCGGGGUCCGGAUCCGGCCCAAUCCGGCCUUCUAAAUCCGGCCCAUGGACAGUCUGGGAAUCAGCGUGUUUUUACAUGAGUAGAAUGUGUCCUUUUAUUUAAAAUGCAUCUCUGAGUUAUUUGUGGGGCAUAGGAAUUCGUUCAUUCCCCCCCCCAAAAAAAUAUAGUGCGCCCCCCCAAGGUCUGAGGGACAGUGGACCGGCCCCCUGCUGAAAAAGUUUGCUGACCCCUGUUCUAAUUCUCUGCCACUGCCUCUUGUUAGCUUUUUUAAAAAAGCAGGGUUCUCAGUUACAUCGCUGCUUUUAUCCUGAAACUAUUUUAAAGCUAAAAGCGAGGAGGAAACAAGUGUAACCAUUCAAAUCCUGCCCCUCUUGGUGUUAGUUUUUCAACUCUUCAUUCCCAAAUGCUUCCUUUGGGAAAUGUGCUGUGUUUUUAUUUCGAAGCGAGAAGCUCCGGUCUGUUUGGAAAUUGCAGCGAAUCCAUAAUCCCCAAUAACGCAGGGGUCAAUUGCUGCUGCCUAGGGGCUCACUCUUUUGUUAAUGCUUAGGUUAUUUCCGUGUCGAGUCGUGGCAACUGCAGUCAAGUUUCAUGGCUCACCUUAAGCCUCCCUAUUCGUUCCUUCUGAAAGUCUUCCAGAGGCAAAGCUGAGGACUGCGAAUAGCCUACCUCAUGUGAAGCCCUUCUGGGGUUGGGUCUCCACAAAAGCCCUCUCCCAGCCUUUAUAAACAACACCACCACAACUCUCACUAUUUCCAUAAGGAAACUUUGAUUGCCUUCUUCCUUCCCUGGCAAUAUGUAAUUUGACAUCCUUUAUGUGUUUGUUUGUUUGUGUGUGUGUGUGUGUGUGUGUGUGUGUGUGUGUUAUCUCACUGCAUUACAGAUAGGGAUGAGGGCGGAUUUUGUUUGGUCUGCAUUUUUAAGCAAGCCCACCUAAUUCGUGUCUCCCAGGCUAAAAUCCACUGAUCGGAACAUAAUUAUUCUCCCACUUCUGCGCUUCUCUGAAUUUUUUUUCUUUAUUGGCCCCUUUUUUCAGCCGAGAAGUGUAUUUUAGGAUAAAAUGCAUUUAGAAAUGUGUGCUUUGAGAUAAAAGAUGAAUUUAAAUACGGUGGGGUUUUCUUGGCACCAGUUUUAAAAUGUUAACAUUAAAGUGGAAACAGGAUGGAACAGGCAUCCAGGAUGAACUCGUGCAAACUAGACCGAUCCACCUGUCCGUAAUUGCAGGUGGUGGAAGCCAUUGGUCACUUCCUAAUUAAAAUCCCUCCAACUCCUGGUGGUGUGUUAUCUCUCCCAAGGCUUGGUCUUCUGGGAAGUGGCUUGCAGAGGUUUUUCCCCCACCCAAAUCCCUGACCAUAUAAAGAACUGCUGAGUAGCUUUGAAUAGGUACCCGUGGUUUUUCCUUCCUCGCAAAGGAGGAAUGCCAUCUGUACUGUUGUUCUGUUCCGUUUGUUCUCUUCCUCCUUUACAGCUAUCCUUCUCUAGAGACUCUGGUGAGCAGUAGUCCUUUGGGGGACGCUGGGGGCAGGAAUGACAGCGCUGGUGGGACUACAAAUGGUUUCAGAGUCUUAAGUGGGUUGUCUUGUACCAGUGCAACCACUCUUGCACCUCUUUCGGUCUAGCUUGGGUCUCAUGAGCUGCUGUAUGUGAGGCGAAGCUUAAGACCACCCCAUAAGCUUAAGACCACCCCAUAUCAUGCACCCUCCACGACUGGGAAUCAGUACCCUUUGAUACGCACACACUAGGGCUGGGCGAUAUCUGGUUUUCAGCAUCGUAAUAUAUCACCAGCUAAAAAAUGCAAUGUACUGCUAUUUCACAGUGUCUGAAAUAAGGAUGGAGCUAUGUAGACAGGCAUCGGCUGGCUUCACAGUUUUCCGCGCAUCGUGAUUUUUGCCGGUGCCUGCUCUUGUGAUUCGCUGCAGAGUUAACAGGGGCUGCAGGAAUCGAGAGAAGCACUGGCUUGCUUCACGGUUUCCCCCACAUUGUGAUUUUUGCAUAGCGCGCAUACAGUGGUGCCUCGCAAGACGAAAUUAAUUCGUUCCGCGAGUUUUUUCGUCUAGCGAAUUUUUCGUCUUGCGAAGCACGGUGUCGGAAAAGUUUUGGAAAAGCUUCAAAAAUCACCAAAAACCUCAAAACAGGCUACCACACCGCGUUCUAUGAGUUGCUCCUCGAAGUCAAGUCGCAACUGUAUUAACGGUGUUAAGAAAAAGGAAACAAACUUGCAAGACGUUUUCGUCUUGCGAAGCAAGCCCAUAGGGAAAUUCGUCUUGCGAAGCAGCUCAAAAACCGCAAAACCCUUUCGUCUAGCGAGCUUUUCGUCUUGCGAGGCAUUCGUCUUGCGGGGCACCACUGUAUUGUAUACCAUGAUUCGCGAUAUAUUGCCAGGUCAAAAAUUAUGAAACAGAUUAUCACGAUAUGAACCAGUUUUGGAUGAUAUAUCGCCCAGCCCUAACAUGCACCGUGAUUCGCGAUAUAUUGCCCGGUCAAAAAUUACGAAACUGAUAUCACAAUAUGAACUUCAAACUGGUUUUGGACGAUAUAUUGAUAUAUCAACCAGCCCUAACACGUGUGUGUGUGCGCGCAUGCACGCACACACACACACACACACACACACACACACUGUCCUAAAGGACUGCAUUGAAGCAUGUUUCUCAAAUGCAUCAUGCCCCUAGGCCACACUGAGGAAAAGGGAAUGUUUGCACCUUGAAAUAAAGUCUUGGCCCACCCAAAAUUAGACAUCCCUCCCUCCAAAAUACAGUGGUACAUCUGGAUGCAAACGGGAUCCAUUCCAGAGCCCCGUUCGCAUCCUGAGUAGAACGCAAUCUGCAACUGCGUAUGCGCGGGUCGCGAUUUGCCGCUUCUGCGCAUGACAUCAUUUUGAGCGUCUGCGCAUGUGCGAGCUGCGAAACCUAGAACUAACGUGUUCUGUUACUUCUGGGUCGACGCAGAGCGCAACCCGAAAACGCUCAACCUGAAGCAUAUUUAACCCGAGGUAUGACUGUACUGCUUCCCGCAAGGCUACCCAGCGUCACGUCCAGACCAGUGCUUUGGUUUUGCCCAGGUUCCUGCCAGCUAUACUGCUCAUCUGCUGACAGUUCCCAGUAUGCCUAUAAACGAAUAAAGGAUUGGUGUCUCUCCCCCCUCGAAACAGGCUUUGGGCUGUCCUGAAUCAUGCAAGCUUCUCCCAGAUGCCUUGGCAUCAUGUCUGGCCCAGAGCUUCACUUGCGAUGUCCCCUGCCAUUUAUUUCUUCUCCUCGCAAGCGCGCUGACAAAUGCGUCCCUCCAGGAACGAGGCUCUCCUCCAGCUGCUGCCGCUGCCUCUGGCAGCAGCCUCCUUUUAAGCAGUGAAAGGCAGCGCUUCGGAUAUCACAGCAGGCAGCCGUUUUAAAAUCCAAAAGAGGAAGGGGGUGGAAGGAAGCCAUUGUGAUGAGCAUUCCCACCCACCCCCAAAAAGGAGCCAAAACCAAUCCAUCAGCUACAAAUGGGGUGGAGAUUGGGGGUGUGGGCAUUUUCCUAUACAGUGGUACCUCGUGUUACAUACCAUCCCCCUUGCGAAUGCUGCGGGUUACGAGCUCCGCUAACCCGGAAAUAGAUGCUCUGGGUUGCGAACUUUGCCCCAGGAUGCGAGCGGAAGUCGAAUGGUGGCAGCAUGGCAGCAGCGGGAGGCGCCAUUAGUGAAAGUGCGCCUCAUGUUAUGAGUGGUUUCAGGUUGAGAACGGACCUCCGGAACGAAUAAAGUUCAUAACCGGAGGUACCACUGUAUGGGUUUCCCCAAACUUGGGUCUCCAACUACAGUUCCCAUCAUCCCUGACCACUUGUCCUGCUGGCUAGGGAAGAUGGGAGUUAUAGUCCAAAAACAGCGGGAGACUCAAGUUUGGGAAACCCUGGUCUAGAAUGUAAAAGCCUAUUUCAUUUGUUGUGGUGGUGGUUUUUAACCAAAACCCAAUUCCACUAUAAGAGACCCACUUAAAGAGUUGAGUUGCUACAGGUUUUCCGUGUGAUGAGUGUUUCUGUUCCAUAGCUGGAUUUCAUGGGAACGAUGGGAAAGUGUGUUUCAGUUUGUCAUUGCUGUUUAUUUGCCUCCAUCUCACUAUGCGAUGCUUUAUGGCAGGAGUGGGAAACCUGAGGCCCUCCAGACCAGGUCGGACUCCCCCUCCCAUCAGCCCCAAACAUAAUGAUCAGGACCCCAGGUUCUCCACCCACCCCACUUACAAAACGAUAAUACGAUACGAUAAUCUUUAUUGUCAUUGUCCCAUACAGAACAACGAAAUUGGAAAAAAUCUACAUCAGACAUUCAAAAACCAACAAGCCUGCUAUCCCAACUAUCCUAGCCUGGUUGACCCCCUAAAAACUCUGAUACCCCAUAAUUAAAUACAAUAUACUCCCAUAGAGACUGCGUUUAAAACCAAAAUCGCAUUUGGAUAGAAACUGUUUCUCAGGCAGCUAGUCCUAGUCCUAGUCUUUAUAACCCUGUACCUUCUUCCAGAAGGCAGAAGCUGAAAGAGAUCACAAACUUCACGAAUGGAGACAAUUAUUAUUAUUAUUAUUAUUAUUAUUAUUAUUAUUAUUUAUUAUUAUUUAUACCCCGCCCAUCUGGCUGGGUCCCCCCAGCCACUCUGGGCAUCUUCCAAUAAAACACUAAAAUACAAUAACCUAUUAAACAUUAAAAGCUUCCCUAAACAGGGCUGCCUUUAGAUGUCUUCUAAAAGUUUGGUAGUUAUUUUUCUCUUUGACAUCUGGUGGGAGGGCGUUCCACAGGGCGGGCGCCACUACCAAGAAGGCCCUCUGCCUGGUUCCCUAUAACUUGGCUUCUCACAGUGAGGGAACCGCCAGAAGGCCCUCGGCGCUGGACCUCAGUGUCCAGGCAGAACGACAGAUGUUGUAGCUGCAUCACUGUUGGGUUUGGUCGGGGAUUGUUUUGGGGAGCUAAGGGUUUAAGUGAAAAGCACAUUGUGGCUGAGUUUCUGGGGGGAUGUGGAGGAUGACAGAGGACCAAACUGGGUGAGAUCUUGAAGGCAGCCAGGUGGUUUCACUUCACUGUCUCCAGUGUUGUUUUUACCCCAGAAUAACAGCCACAGGGGGGAAGUUGGGAAAUGUGGGGUGUGGGGAGGGGUUUUUCCAUCCUGCCCCUCUAAGCUGCCACUUGUCUCUGGAGGGAAGUUUCCGAAGGAAGCUGAACCCUUGCCCGACUCCAUUGCACUCCAGUGUACCUUUCAAUAUCCUCUUAUUUUCUCAACAGCUUAAAUUUAGAAGGGGGUGGGGGUGGGAACUGGGCAUAUUAAAUGCUCACACCUUUAGCUUGUCUAGUCUAGCCCUCUGUGUGUGUGUUUUAUUGUCAUUUGCCCCAAAGCACUGGAAAUACAAUACAAAGCGGGUAAAAGAUGCUUUUUACUGGAACAACAUAGCUUGGUAUACGAUUAUGCAAGCUUUCAAGUUAUAAAAAAAACACUUCCUCGGGCAUGAAUUGAUAAUUCUACUUCCAUGGUUCUGGUUUCUUUCCCUAGUUUGUGGAAAGUGCUGGAGGAAAAGUAGAGCUAACCUUUGCAUCUUUUCCUGGGCUGCUGCUUCUGCGCUCUGUUUUGCAAAGUCAACGAACACCCGUUCCCUUGGACCCCAGCAGAUUUGACCCCAAAUUUCUAUUUUCUUUUCUUUUUUUAAAAAAAAAAACAUUGUGCGAGCUGCCGGCUCGGCGAGAGAUAAAGCACUUGCUGGUCUCUGUUUUCCUUGGUGCUCUUCAGAGAUUGGUGAAGAACCCGAAGCGAGGGAAACGGCUUAUCGAUUUUUCUCUUCCUCUUUCCCCAGAGAAUGUGCGCGGCUGCUGAAAUUGCUUGGAUAAGGUCUGUGCUGAUGGAUGGAUGCAAAUCUUGGUGUGUGGAGAGCAGAGGGGAAGGGGGAGGCGAUGCAGUGAUCCUGAAAAUGACUUUCACAGGGACAGGACUGGUGAGGGAAGCGUCACAAGGAGAUAGCAAAUUUCUAAGUGCGCCCCUGUUUUGAAUCUGAGGCUGUGAAUAUGUGAAAUACCCUGAGAGUUGUCUAGUCCAACCCCCUGCAAUGGAGGAAUCUGAGCUAAAGCAUCCAUGACGGAUAGCCACCCAACCUCUGCUUAAAAACUUCCAAGGAAGGAGAGUCCACAACCUUCUGAGGGAAUCCGUUCCACUGUCGAACAGCUCUUCCCGCCAGAAAGUUCUUCCUGGUGUUUAGUUGGAAUCUCAUUUUUCUUGUACCCUGAAUCUAUUGGUUCGGUUCCGGCCCUCCAGAGCAAGAAAAAACAAGCUUGCUCCAUCUCCCAUCUUUAGAAUUUGAAGAUAACAUUUGAAAAUCAUAGAGGAGAACGUCUCUGAGGAUGUGCAGAGGGUCAACCUCUAAGUACCAGAGACCAACAGCUAGCUCCCAAGGGCAAUUAAUAAUAAUAAUAAUAAUAAUAAUAAUAAUAAUAAUAAUAAUAAUAAUAACUUUUAUUUAUACCUCACCCUCCCCAGCCAAAGCUGGGCUCAGGGCGGCUAACACCAAUAAAAUCACAGUAAUAACAUAAUAGGGGGGAAAGAGAAAAACACACACAUUUAAAAUACAGGUUAAAAUGCAAUUUAAUAUGCAGCCUCAUUUUAAAAUAGCCAAUAAAUCAAGACCAUAAGGGGAGGGAAACAUAAGGGUCAGACUGAGUCCAAACCAAAGGCCAGGAGGAACAGCUCUGUCUUGCAGGCCCUGCGGAAAGAUGUCAAGUCCCGCAGGGCCCUGGUCUCUUGAGACAGAGCAUUCCACCAAGACGGGGCCAGUACUGAAAAGGCCCUGGCCCUAGUUGAGACCAAUCUAACCACCUUGCGACCUGGGACCUCUGAAAUGUUGUCAUUUGUGGACCUUAAGGUCCUCCGUGGGGCAUACCAGGAGAGGCGGGGCUGUAGGUACAAGGGGCCUAGGCCACAUAGGGCUUUAAAGGUCAAAACCAGCACCUUAAACCUGACCCUGUACUCCACUGGGAGUCAGUGCAGUUGGUAAAACACUGGAUGAAUGCUAUCCUUAGGUAACACUUCAUAACCUUUCAGAAAUCAGUUGCUGGCCCAGUGGGGUAAUGAAAUAAAAUUGUCUAGAGAAAGAAACCUAAUGCCUUUUGGAGAGUUGUGGGUUAAAUGAAAUGAAACCUUACAUGAGCUGAGUGAGCCAUAAAAGGCUUCCUGGGCUACUUAGCAGUGAGCAAAAAAACACUUGGCACAUGGUCUGAUGUGCUCAAUCAUUACUUAGAAUCAGAGUUGGAAGGGAUCCUGAGGGUCAUCUAGUCCAACCCCCUGAAAUGUAGUAAUCUUUUGCCCAGCGUGGGACUUGAACCCAUGACACUGUGAUUAAGAGUUUCUACUGAGUGAGCUAUGGUGGGUUCAGUUCAUUCAUUACGAUUUUUUCUCCAGCGCUUCCUCAGUGGUGCUCAAGCUUGCGCACUGAGUUUACCUACUCGUGAGGUUGGUUGUGCACAGAAAGUGUGACCGGCGCAAGGUGUGAGCAGUGCCUUGAACCUGGGUCUCUCUGGCCAUAGUGCAAUCUGUGAGCCAGGAUGCCACCCUGGCUGAGCUGAGUCCUGGCGCUCAAUACAUGACUGACUGAGGAUGCUAAAACUUUGCCUUUGCCCAAGAACACACAGCAGUCAGUGGGUGUAUACAGUGGUACCUCGGGUUAAGAACUUAAUUCGUUCCGGAGGUCCAUUCUUUCUUUUUCCCCCAAAAAUUUUUUACUCAUUUUAUAACACAAAUAAAAAACACAAACAGAAAAGACAAACAAUACAAACAAAUUCUUGUCAUAUCCUUAUUUUUCUAAACAUUGUUAAGUGGGCUUCCCCAAGUCCCACCUAUCUGAUUUUCAUUUUACUUCAUCUUUAGCAGUUUACAUAUAUCAUAAUUUCUAACCAUCUCCCCCCCCCCCCAUACACACUUACUUUAACCAUAAAAAAACUUCACAUUUUACCGGAGGUCCAUUGUUAACCUGAAACUGUUCUUAACCUGAGGUACCACUUUAGCUAAUGGGGCCUCCCACUGCCACUGUGUAACCUCUGUAACCUGUACAGUGGUACUUCGGGUUACAUACGCUUCAGGUUACAGACGGUUCAGGUUACAGACUCCGCUAACCCAGAAAUAGUACCUCGGGUUAAGAACUUUGCUUCAGGAUGAGAACAGAAAUCGCGCGGCUUCAGCAGGAGGCCCCAUUAGCUAAAGUGGUACCUCAGGUUAAGAACAGUUUCAGAUUAAUAACAGACCUCCGGAACGAAUUAAGUACGUAACCUGAGGUACCACUGUAUUUCAGUUUUGGAAUCUUUCAUUUGGAUCAAGACGGGGCUUGUUUAGUUUGAGCCGGGCUUCCCUUCGCCCGGGACUCUGGAGUGUCUGUGCGUUGGAUGUGACACUUUGGUGUUGGAAUAUGGGAAGUAGCAAGAAGACUGUGCUUUUCCCUUACCAAACAUCUCAUGUGGGAUUGGGUGAUGGCAGGUCAAAAUCCUGUUUCCCAGGCAGGCUUGAACCCCAGCACCUUUCUCAAGGAAACUGAGCGCUGCCAACAGCAUCUUUAUUUAGAAAGGCAUCUUGCAUCCUUUUUUGAAAAACUCCAAACAUGGAGAAAAGACUUUGGCUGUGGAAUUCUCCUGUGCAGCCGGGACCUCCCACCAUCCAUCCAGCGAGCAUUUAGCUCAGAGAGGAGUGUGGGAACCUGCGGCUCCUGAUAAAGAUCCCCCGCUUUGCGGAAGGGGGGACAUAAAGAAUGUGGAGGAAUGUUGAUGAGAUUAAGGAGACAAAUAGGCAGCUGGAGAGUUGGGAAGGGUGGUGGGGGGCAGGAGAGAAGGAGGGUACCCCUGUGUGUUGUUGCUCACUCCUCACUGCACAGCUAAGGACUAGAGAGUGGGGUGUCAGGAGUACCACAUCACUUCAAAACAGGGGUGGUGUUAACAGAGAAUCAUAUACCCAAUUGCUUUUUUUCUGAGGGAAAAGUUGCUUUUCUCUUUCGCCAUUCUCCAGUGUGCGGCAGGGGAACUCACCACGAAGUCUGAUUGUUUAUUGCGGGCCCAGUCAUAGUGCCACACAUGGGCAGCGGUUAAAUGUAAAAAGGUAAAGGGACCCCUGACCAUUAGGUCCAGUCGUGGCCGACUCUGGGGUUGCGGUGCUCAUCUCGCUUUACUGGCUGAGGGAGCCGGUGUACAGCUUCCGAGUCAUGUGGCCAGCAUGACUAAGCCGCUUCUGGCGAACCAGAGCAGUGAACGGAAACGCCAUUUACGUUCCCGCCGGAGCGGUACCUCUUUAUCUACUUGCACUUUGACGUGCUUUUGAAUUGCUAGGCUGGCAGGAGCAGGGACUGGGCAACGGGAGCUCACCCCGUUGCGGGGAUUCGAACCGCCGACCUUCUGAUCGGCAAGCCCUAGGCUCUGUGGUUUAAAUGUAAGAUGUGAUUAAUAAACUCGAGCAGACGAUGAUCUGGAUGAGAGAGGGCCACAAUUUUAUUGAUUACAGAUCUAGGUGGAUUUUGGGGCUCCCCUGGACAAGGUUCCCCGAGUUCCUGCUAAAGAACUAACAACCUACUUAUACCUCUUCUGUUCUCAAAAUAGGCAUUGCAAGACAAGAUGAACCUUGGGGCGCCUUCCAGUUCUGUGAUGAUCACGAAUUCACAGCCUCAGAUUCAAAACAGGGGUGGUUAAAUUUGAACUCUGCACUUUGGGGCUUAGAAAUGGCACCAGACUACAUUUGCUGUCUUAUUAUGAUGGAGAAGAGGCGCUGGAUGGUAUGUUGCUAACACACAAGGGGCUGCAAAGAAACGUACAGGUGGCUGCAUCCUGCUUGGAGAGUGGGCCAUAUUUCGAAUUCUGGACCUUCCAUUCCUACCAUUUGCAGACUAAUGGAAGGAACCAGGUGUUUGCAUACGUGUCCCAAGGAUUCCUUGAGUUCUUGUUUACUUGCAUUGCUUUUUCAUUUCUCCUCCCUCCUCCGAUGAGUGGAAACUGGGGUGUCAAAUCUGCUGUGGCUUUGCACGGUCGGCGACGUUCCUUGCUGGUUGGCACAAGAAGGAAACACUCUUUCGUGAAGCAUAUCAAGGCGCGCGAUAAAAACAUGACAAGGGCGGGAAGACAGUGCACCCUUUUGCAGAAGGGUUUUUUUCCCCUUCUCGGGGCCCGUUUCUGCGAGGAUGCUGGUGCCAUGGCGGAGGGCAAACUGGGCUCCAGAAUGUCGUUGGCGGUUGCAGAGUUUGUCCGUGUCUCAGCGGGGGCUGCUCUUGGUUGCCUGCUCAGAAGAUAAAUGGAAGUCUUCGCUCCCCACCCCCAGCAAUUUGAAAUUUGCAUGUGGCGUUGCCAUGACAUCACAUGGGGAAUCCUGAAAUGGCUGCUGGAGCACAACCAAGUGAAUGGGAGCUUGUCUGAAAGCGAUCGACUCUGCCACAAUGCUUCCUCUGUGGAGCGUACCGGGGCUCUUAAGUACAUCCCCAGUUCCCAUUCUGUUUGGCAGGGUGGGGGAGAGUCUGGAAGGAUUCUCAACUCUUCCCCCCCCCCCAGUCGGGUCUCGAACAAUUGUAUGACAGGCAGAAACCCAACCGGUGAAGUUUCACCCCACCUCACCCCACUGUGCUUCCAUGCUAGGGAAAUCUUGCCUUCCGAUUUCUGCCCUGUUAAGCAGUUGUCGGAGGCUCCUGAUCUGUUUCUGCACUUAUUUAUUGUUUAACAGUCAUCUUUAGGAAGACCUUGCUGCUUAAAUGCUCCCUAAUCCUUCUGGUUCUUCGUUCCCCUUUUGAGGGUACCUGGCAAUGUAGGAGCUAAGUAGCUGCUCAGUCAAGCCUGAUUCUGCAAAAGGUUUCUCUCUCCUGCCCUUUGCUGACAGCCAGAUCUCAAGGAUCUCGCUUUAUAAGGGAACAUUCAGCACCCUAGGAAUGCAGUGCCUUGCAUUUUUUUGAGUAUGUUAAAUUACUAGCCCUUAUGGCUGCAGGGACGCGGGUGGCGCUGUGGGUUAAACCACAGAACCUAGGACUUGCUGAUCAGAGGUUGGCGGUUCGAAUCCCCGUGACGGGGUGAGCUCUCGUUGCUCGGUCCCUGCUCCUGCCAACCUAGCAGUUCGAAAGCACGUCAAAGUGCAAGUAGAUAAAUAGGUACCACUCCAGCGGGAAGGUAAACGGGGUUUCCGUGCGCUGUUCUGGUUCGCCAGAAGCGGCUUAGUCAUGCUGGCCACAUGACCCGGAAGCUGUACUCCGGCUCCCUCGGCCAGUAAAGUGAGAUGAGCGCCGCAACCCCAGAGUCGGCCACGACUGGACCUAAUGGUCAGGGGUCCCUUUACCUUUACCUUUAUGGCUGCAGGGUAGGGGGCAUCUGGGCAAAGUCUUGUGAAAAUGCUUCAAGAUGGGAGGGAAGCAAUGGAAAUGACUCCAACUGGUCUUUGGAGCAGGGGCAGAAGAAGAAUAAAUUAUGGAAGAAAUGUACUUGAUUUGAUUAACUUACUCAGGUUGUAGAAUAGUGUUGUCAUGGUGCAGAAUUUAGAUACUUUUUCACUUGUUAUUACUAGGUAGAGGUAAAGGUACCCCUGAUCGUUAGGUUCAGUCUCGGACGACUCUGGGGUUGCGCUCUCAUCUCGCUCUAUAGGCCAAGCGUACCGGCGUUUGUCUGCAGACAGCUUCUGGGUCAUGUGGCCAGAAUGACUAAGCCGCUUCUGGUGAACCAGAGCAGCACACAGAAACGCCGUUUACCUUCCCGCCAGAGCGAUACCUAUUUAUCUACUUGCGCUUUGACAUGCUUUCAAACUGCUAGGUUGGCAGGAGCAGGGACCAAGCAACGGGAGCUCACCCCAUCACGGGGAUUCGAACCUCCGACCUUCUGAUCGGCAAGCCCUAAUCCACAGCGACACCCGCAUUAGUUACUAGGGUGCUUAUUGCCUGAUCAAGUGAAAUUUCCAUGGCAAGGUGAAAAACUCUGUACCUUAAGCGUUUGAGAGAAUCUCCCUGCUAGGGUGUCUCUGAAGAGGCAGCCUAUCCUUAAUGUGGAUUUGAGGUACCCCACAUUUUAUGUUGUGGCGCACAGCCCUCGUUCCUUAUGGGGACAGUAUAACUGAUAGUGACUUUUGCACACACACAAAAGAAAGAAAAGAAAAAGGAUAAAAUGAGGUAUUGGGCCAGGCAUGAAAAGGUGUGUUGCAAGGAGCAGGUGUGCCAUUUUGGGUCGCCCAGAGCGCAUUUGACCAGCACCAAGAGAAAUCAUUGGAAACCAAUUCCAGCCUUGUGGAAGGAAUUGGGAAGGAAUCGUUGGGAGUUGAUGAGCUGUUCAUUUCGUGGCUUUAUUCUCCCAGGAGUAGGUGUUUCUGUCGGUCUGAUUUUAUACUUCCCAUGCAUGGCAGGGCUCUUGGUGAAAACAGAGGGGAGCAAGUUGGUCCAGUGGGGGAAAACUAUCUGAAUACAUUCAUGGAGGACUUUGCUUCUGCUGAAAUGAUGAGCAAUUCCAGAUCAUUAGGGAACUGUUGCUGCGGGUUUUGUGGCUGCUCUGUAAUGAAGCAGCUCCAAAAGCUCUUGUGAAGACAGCAUCUGUCGGGAGAGAGGGAUGCCUUAGCACAAGUGCAGAUUGCCUCCUUUGCAUGCAAAAGUUCCCAGGUUCAGUCCCCCAGCGUCUCUGGGUAGCGCUGGGAGAGAGUCCCUAACUUAAAGCACAGGAGAGCUGUAGAAGACAUUACUGAGCUUGACAGAACCAGUGGUCCAUUCUGUUUUCUUUCUGGGUGGGUGAAUGGAGCUCUGUGUGUUGAGAAGCAAAAGGAGAAAAUCCCCAAAUCAUAGACACUUGGGAUUUGCGUGAAAUUCCAUUUUUGUGCAUGCUCCCUUCCAUGACAUUUGCAUGCGCAGCCUGAUGCGGUUUUUGCACAUUCCUCGCUUCUUGGUGUUCCCAUGCACAAAGAAGAGCCUUGGAGGCAACCUUGUGAGCUACGAAGAGUCACCUGGCACUGACUUUGUUGCAAGCUCCCAAGCAGACUCCCGUGGAGCGAUCGUGCCAUUUACUUAUUGGGUCUCCUUUCUCUAAGCUUUUGGCUUGGUUGCAUGCUGAUUCAUAGCCCGCUGGCAGGCGUGCAGCUUUUGCAGACAAACCCAAAUCCGAAACAUGCGCUGCCUGGCUGCAGGAGUCAUGGUUUGCUCCAUUUGGUUCUACGGGAUGCAACUGUGUUGUGGCUUCACUUGCAGCCACAGUUAAAAGCUGGUUUGAAUGCUGCUGCUGUUAGUGACUGAGCGGAAACCUUGCUGGCUGGAUCAGGUUAGUCUGGGUAAGCGAUGCCUGCAAACAAGGGGUGUGCGGAAAUCUCACUCUGUGUUCCUGAUCAUUCCCAACUUGCUUGCCUUUCUGCCCCAGAUUUGCUCCACCCCUGAGAACUAUGGUCGGACUAGGAUGGUGGAACACAUGAUGAAUGUCUGUCUCUGUACCAGCCUCUUCCAUCGUCAUGUUCUGGGGUCUGGUCAUGGCUGUUUGCGCAUCUGUGGUCAUUUUUUUGUUUUCGAAACGCUGCACUUAGAAAACAUGCACAAUUGCUUCCUCUCCCCUUUCCACCCGAAGCUGGAUCACAGGGGGUAUGCAGGAGGGCUGAAAUUAGUGCCCUAACCGCAUGUUGCUUAUUAGUAUACAGACUGAGUAAUCCAGGCUAAAAGAGAGUGAUUUGGAAGAGAGAUGCUUUCAUUCUGCAGUGCUCUCGCGCUCUCUCUCUGGCAAGGUUUUAGCUGCUGCUCCUUAGUGAACUGGCCAGACCUUCACAGCUAUUUUAAUUGGCUUUUGGAGGUGUUCGCACUCCAGGCCACUUCUGGUAAAUCCAGGCUGACUGCAUUUCUUAGAUAAUGGGGUGGUGGAUUUCUCUGGCUUGAGCCUGGGGACCAGUCUAGAUUCUAUUGACCCAAAGCCUGCUGGUUCUGCUUUUUCUUUGGCAGGCCCUGGCAUGGGGACAAUUGAUCGGCUAUUUCUCAUGCAGUUUUGUUUUUUUGGGAGUGGGGGAUAAGCUUGGUACAUCCCUUUCUGCUUGGUGGUGGGGUGUUCAAGGCUGGGGAAGGGGAUGUGGACCGAAAAAGUGUUUGGGUGUUGUUGUUUAGUCGUUUAGUUGUGUCCAACUCUUCGUGACCCCAUGGACCAGAGCACGCCAGGCACUCCUGUCUUCCACUGCCUCCCGCAGUUUGGUCAGACUCAUGUUUGUAGCUUCAAGAACACUGUCCAACCAUCUCGUCCUCUGCCAUCCCCUUCUCCUUGUGCCCUCCAUCUUCCCCAACAUCAGGGUCUCUUCCAGGGAGUCUUCUAUUCUCAUGAGGUGGCCAAAGUCUUGGAGCCUCAGCUUCAGGAUCUGUCCUUCCAGUGAGCACUCAGGGCUGAUUUCCUGAUAGGUUUGUUCUUCUUGCAGUCCAUGGGACUCUCCAGAGUCUCCUCCAGCACCAUAAUUCAAAAGCAUCAAUUCUUCGGUGAUCAGCCUUCUUUAUGGUCCAGCUCUCACUUCCGUACAUCACUACUGGGAAAAGAAACUGCACAAUGGUUCUUCAGUUGCACUGGAUUUUUAUAGGGACAUCGGGUUCAGUACAUUGCUUUCCCUCAGCCAGAUACGAAGUAGGCUCUCUCCCUACCCCACCCCAAUCUGGAAUGGAGGGUAGUGUUCAAAAUUAGCCAGGCGCAUUUUGCACCUGGCUAUCAGCCACUCGCGACCAAGUGAAGAUGCCUGGGCCCCAGGAUAGUGCCUGACAUCUCCACCAUCUGGGGAUCAUUGGAUCGGGACUAUUUUGACACACUUAAUACCCCACCCAGUAGAAUUCUAUCGGUUAUAUUUUAUCUGCACAAUCAGAAUGGAUUUCUGGAACCAAAAUGCUUUUUCUGAGCAGGAGCAGUCAGCAGUCAGCAGGAGCAGAAAAAGAGGUCAGAAUAGACCAAUAUACCGUAUUUUUUGCUCUAUAAGACUCACUUUUUCCCUCCUAAAAAGGAAGGGAAAAUGUGUGUGUGUCUUAUGGAGCGAAUGCAGGCUGCGCAGCUAUCCCAGAAGCCAGAAGAGCAAGAGGGAUCGCUGCUUUCACUGCACAGCGAUCCCUCUUGCUGUUCUGGCUUCUGAGAUUCAGAAUAUUUUUUUUCUUGUUUUCCUCCUCCAAAAACUUGGUGCGUCUUAUGGUCUGGUGCGUCUUAUAGAGCGAAAAAUACGGGUAUAUGUGGAUUGUCCCUGGAUCAAGUGACUUUUCUUCCUUAAGUUCUCAAACUUCCUAACCCAGCUCAAGGUUGUCAUUUGAAGCAAUCACAGUCAGUCCAUCAUUUGAAAAAUAAGGCUUUAGAGCUGUCUUGCCCCCAGACGGCAACUGGACAUUCCGUUUUGGCGACUGUAACCUUGGUUUAAGGAGCCAUUUGGCCCCUAGCUUACAUAUUUGAGUUUCUAACAGGGGGGAAAGAACUUCAGAGGCGGAGACUGAGCACAGUUUUGAAGCAGGCGUGAGUCCCUCUUUCCCCUCUAGGACAUUAAGUGACGCCUGGGCUCAGAUCCCAAGCCACUUGCGUAGCUCAUGCACAGCGGCUGUGAGCGAGUUGUUCUGCGGCAGCCUGGCGAUCUCGCAGUGGAGGCAGAAUGUGAAAACCGUUCAGUAGCUAAAAUGUGUGGUUGAAAUGAGAGCGAUUGCUGGUAAUGGACAUAAAGGCCGGAGGAAAAGAAUCCAAUUCUUCAGAGGCAGCAACGUAUAUUCAGUGCCCAGGUGUUUGAGGUUUGAUCAGCACGGUGUCACCUUGGUUUUGACAGAUUAUACGGCUUUCAUCUGGAGGAACCGAUUCCUCACAUUAUUAGAGCAGCUUUGAAAAUGCACCUUUGGGCUCCAUCCAAGCCCUCUUAUUCCUCCUGGACUAUUUUGUGAUGGAUAGAGUUGCGCCAGUGCAAGGAGGCAGGCUGCUUGGCUUUUCUCUAAUUUGCAACAGCUUCUCUUUACCCGCAAAGUACUUUGGGGGGGGGGGGAGAAAAUAAAUAUUUUUAUACCACGAAAUGCUUUUAAAGAUAUCAAGACCAUGAGCAGCGUAAAAACUGCCAGUAAAUUUACACCAGUUAAAAAAACCAAAAAAGGUUGUUUAGUCGUGUCCGACUCUUCGUGACCCCAUGGACCAGAGCACGCCAGGCACUCCUGUCUUCCACUGCCUCCCGCAGUUUGGUCAAACUCAUGUUAGAAGCUUUGAGAACACUGUCCAACCAUCUCAUCCUCUGUCAUCCCCUUCUUGUGCCCUCCAUCUUUCCCAACAUCAGGGUCUUUUCCAGGGAGUCUUCUCUUCUCAUGAGGUGGCCAGAGUCUUGGAGCCUCAGCUUCAGGAUCUGUCCUUCCAGUGAGCACUUAGGGCUGAUUUCCUUAAGAAUGGAUAGGUUUGAUCUUCUUGCAGUCCAUGGGACUCUCAAGAGUCUCCUCCAGCACCAUAAUUAGAAAGCAUCAAUUCUUCGGCAAUCAGCCUUCUUAAUGGUCCAGCUCUCACUUCCAUACAUCACUACGGGGAAAACCAUAGCUUUAACUAUAUGGACCUUUGUCGGCAAGGGGAUAUCUCUGCUUUUUAAGAAUAACAACACAUAGAAUAACAAAUCAACGAAUCAAAUAAACUUUACUGGAGUAAGGCUAGCUGAACAAACCUGUUUUAAGCAGGUGCUUAAAUUCCAGUGGUGUUGACGCCUGCCUGAUAAUUUACCGGGAGAACAUUCCAAAGGGCAGGUGCCACAACACUAAAAGCCCUGGGGAGUUUUCUUUGUAGAUGCAAGGAGCUUGUGACACCGCUAGCAGUGCCUGUUUCAAGGUAUGCAGCGACCAGGCAGGGGUAUGUAAGGUUAGGUGAUCCUGAAGAUAAUCAGAUCCCAAGUUGCUCAGGGCUUUGUCUGCUGAAAGCAGGAUCUUAAACUUGUUCUGGUAGCAUAUUAGCAGCCCGUGUGGUUCUUUCAGCAAUGGUGUUGCAUGUUAUAAAGGAAACCCAACCCCAAGCCUGCCGUCAGCAACCUUGCUGCAGCAUUCCUUAUCAGUUGCAGCUUCUGGACCAGCCUUAAGGGAAAGCACUAUGUUUUCCUUGCACCAGGAAAACGAAAGACGUCUGAUAUACGUAGGGAGAAAAUACGAAGAUGCUGCUCCUUUCCAGAGGGAUUGGGGCCUUUGGGAGGCCUUUUGGAACCAGAGAACCACAGCCUUUUCACAGCUCUGUUGUUUGAGCUUCCAUGCCAACAUUUCCCCCAGCUUUCCAGUUCAACUUUCACCAGAAGAAGCUGCAGUUCCACCCUGCAGUGUUAGAAAUUAGCCAGGCGCCAGGCGCGUUUUGCCACCGGUGCAGUUCCAAUUGCGACGGUGCGGAGAUCUCUGCAUGCCAGACUGGGGGAAGCAAAAUGUCACUGAACAGAAGGAUCUAAAAUGUUUCCCUUGAAGUUUGAAUUUUGGGUUUUUUUCCUGGAUUGUUUUAUUUGAUGUUUUAAUGUAUUGUAGACCUUAAGAUUUGUUCCUUGGAAUAUAAAACGGUAUAUUAAUGAAAUGAAUCACCCUCAUCACAAAAAAGUGCCAAGAUAUUCCAUGGGGGUGGGGGGGAUUCCCUGGUCCUGGAUGGGGUAACUGUGCCCCUGAAGGACCAGGUGCGCAGCCUGGGAGUCAUUCUGGACUCACAGCUGUCCAUGGAGGCGCAGGUCAAUUCUGUGUCCAGGGCAGCUGUCUACCAGCUCCACCUGGUACACAGACGGAGACCCUACCUGCCUGCGGACUGUCUCACCAGAGUGGUGCAUGCUCUGGUUAUCUCCCGCUUGGACUGCUGCAAUGCACUCUACGUGGGGCUACCUUUGAAGGUGACCCGGAAACUGCAAUUAAUCCAGAAUGUGGCAGCUAGACUGGUGACUGGGACUGGCCGGCGGGACCACAUAACACCGGUCCUGAGAGAUCUGCAUUGGCUCCCAGUACGUUUCCGAGCACAAUUCAAAGUGUUGGUGCUGACCUUUAAAGCCCUAAAUGGCCUCGGUCCAGUAUACCUGAAGGAGCGUCUCCACCCACAUCGUUCAGCCCGGACACUGAGGUCCAGCACCGAGGGCCUUCUGGCGGUUCCCUCAUUGCGAGAAGUGAGCUUACAGGGAACCAGACAGAGGGCCUUCUCGGUAGUGGCGCCCACCCUGUGGAACACCCUCCCUUCAGGUGUGAAGGAAAUAGGCAGCUAUCCUAUCUUUAAAAGGCAUCUGAAGGCAGCCCUGUUCAGGGAAGUUUUUAAUAUUUAAUGCUGUAUUGUUUUUAACACUCGACUGGGAGCCUCCCAGGGUGGCUGGGGAAACUCAGCCAGAUGGGCAGGGUAUAAAUAAAUAAAUAAUAAUAAUAAUAAUGACCUAGGCCAUUUGAUUAGAUUAUAUAUCUGAGUUUCUGACACUGCUUGUGGGUCUGAUACCACUUGUUGGUCUCCUUAAGACGCGGGAGACAUAUGGUGCUGUGUGAAGAAUAUUGCUUGUUGUUAAUGCUCCUGUCAUUGUGUGCUGUGCUUCAGAGGUGACUCAUUGCAAAAGCAAUUAGGGCUCCCUCUUUGUGUCAGACUGGCACUGUGCGUCUAGAUCUCUUCUCUGCAGCGUUGCCCUCCUUGCUUGGAAGACGCAGCAGAAUCUUUCCCUUGCUCCUGUUUCCCCAUCCCCAGCCUUGGGCUCUUCCUGGACUUGGAUUUGAACAUUAGGUAAAGGGUAAAGGGACCCCUGACCAUUAGAUCCAGUCGCGGCCGACUCUGGGGUUGCGGCGCUCAUCUCGCUUUACUGGCCGAGGGAGCCGGCGUACAGCUUCCGGGUCAUGUGGCCAGCAUGACUAAGCCGCUUCUGGCAAACCAGAGCUGCACACAGAAAUGCCGUUUACCUUCCCGCCAGAGCGGUACCUAUUUAUCUACUUGCACUUUGACAUGCUUUCGAACUGCUAGGUUGGCAGGAGCAGGGACCGAACAACAGGAGCUCACCCCGUUGUGGGGAUUCGAACCGCUGACCUUCUGAUCGGCAAGCCCUAGGCUCUGUGGUUUAACCCACAGCCCGUCUUUUAAAAGCAGCUACAGCGAACGGGGCUGUGCCUUUGGGAGCUCGUGUGCAGAGCACCCAGCCCUCCUGAUAGUGGCACGUUGUGCUCUGGGUAGAUAUGUCCGGGGCUAGUCCUAUCAUGCAACAGGGGAAUUGGGAGAGAUGAGCUCUUGCGUCCCACCCACCUUUGCAAUGCUUGGAUUUUGUCGAUUUGGCUCAGUGUGCGCAGUGGCCCCGCAGUCAAACUCUCUCUCUGAUAUUCUGGCACUUUGGCUGCCAUGAUCAGGUCUUGGCACAGUGUAGAGCUACAAGAUGCCAAGAGCAAAAGUGGGCAUCACUGCUUCUGAACCGGAGCAACGAAUGUCACUAUCUCCCAGAGCAGAUGAUGGAUUGGCUCCGUUCUGGGUGCAGAGUGCAGCUGUUCGUUGCAGUCCUUGGCCUGGCAAGAGAGCAGCAACUUGGAUGAGUUGGGACUUUGCAGGCAGCUCUGCCUGGCUUUUGUAACUGGCUCCCUGGGUGAGGGUGGAACUAGACAUUACGAGAUACACUCGCAGCUGCUCCCGAAAACAGCCGCUGCCUUUUGACUUCACCCCUUUCCCUGCCUGUGGCAUGAAGUACAGCUGUGUCCCAUUCCUUAGUGCCACACCAUUCCACAUUAACCCCACCUCACCCCUCUCAGUGGUCGCCGGCUGAGAUGGGGAUCUGCAAAAACCUAGGUGGUCAUGGAUGUUGUACUAGACGUUAGAGCAGGGAGAGUCAACCUGGUCCCUACUGCCUGCUAGUGGAUUCCAGGUGGGCGGUAGGGGGUUCUACGCCACAUGUUACUGCAGCACUGGUGGGUGGUAAGGAGAUUUUACCAUCAAGAAAAAUGCAUUAGUGGGGGUAGGUAUAAAAAGGUUCACUACCCCUGUGUUAGAGAAUGUCAGGAGCGAGCCAGCAAUAAAUCACACGGAGUAAGUGGCAUUAACUCUUUAUUAGCAGAUACAAGGCCAGCUCAGGAGUGCCAGGCCUAAGGAGCACAACAACUUUUCUUGGUAGGUCUUUCCCCCAUGAGGCAGUUGUGGAGACGAAAGGUCCCUGCCUUCCCAUGGCUGCCUAAGACUCCUGCUCCCCUGGGUCCUUCCCAAGCAAUAUGAGACUCCGCCAGCACACCUGUCUCUGCUCCUCUCACUUCACACCUCUCCUGGUCCUGGGAGACCAGGGCGAAGGGGAGCUUGUCACAGCAGAAGGGGGAGACACCCUGGCUUUUUCACCAGCCUGACUCAGCUCUGCCUCUUGGCCUCCCUCCUCUUCUGCUUCAGCUUCUGCCUCUGAUUUUGGACUGCUCUCUGCCACAACCUCUUCCUGCUCACUAAACCCUGUUACCUCUUCAGCUUCCCAGGCUCUGAGCCUUCUUCCCGGGAGAGCCUCCCACCAUUCACUUGCAUCCAGCCGGUCCACGACAUUGAAGGGUAGAUGAGAGCUAGGCACGUAGCUGCUGGUUUCUUGGCGGCAGCCACACGCAUCUCAUGACACCUUGCUUCACCCUGCACACUUUGUUCUGGUGUGGGAAGAAGGGCUCGGUGCUCCAGCAAUGGAAAUAGUAAUAGAGUGCAUCUCAGCGCUUGGAGCAUGCCUCUCCCUCGCCACCGAGUCAGCACAGUCGUUCGCGAUUUAAUUGAGAUUGCAGGUCAGAGAUCACAUCCAGCUAGCUUCCUCCCCAGCCUCUUCCUUUGGAAAUGAAGGACUGGUCAUUUCUUGCUGGUAGUAGUAGCUGCUAUCCAGGAGGGGCAGUUCCUCAGCUGUGAAGUAGCAAGUGCUCCCGUCCCUAAGGACUAAUCCGGAAGAGGACAUUUCUUGCUAACAUAAGGGGAGGUUCAGAACGGGUCCAGUCUGGGCGGUGAGGUAUCGCCCAUUGGUUUGUCCUUUCCUCCUUUUGUCCAUUAUAAGCAAGCACCUGUUCCUUCUUCCCUCCCAAGAAGCUGAACUCUGCUCACGCAGCUGAACCAAAACCUACGAAAAUGUCGUGCCACAAACUCAUUGCUGUCUAGUGAGGCAUUGGCAAUUUGUGCCUCAAAUCAAAACGUUUGCUCUCAUUUGCGUUUUGGAGGGGCAUGUGCUGUUGUGGAUUUGGCUUCGGCAGAAUAUAUAAUUGCAGCAUUAUUUAUGGCCUGGGACUCGGGUGGCGCUGUGGUCUAAACCACAGAGCCUAGGGCAGGGGUAGGCAGCCUAAGGCCCGGGGACUGGAUGCGGCCCAAUCGACAUCUCAAUCCGGCCCGCGGACGGUCCAGGAAUCAGUGUGUUUUUACAUGAGUAGAAUGUGUCCUUUUAUUUAAAAUGCAUCACUGGGUUAUUUGUGGGGCAUAGGAAUUCGUUCAUUCCCCCCCCCCCAAAAAAAAAUAGUCUGGCCCACCACAUGGUCUGAGGGACGGUGGAGCAGCCCAUGGCUGAAAAAGGUUGCUGACCCCGGCCUAGGGCUUGCUGAUCAGAAGGUCAGCGGUUCGAAUCCCCGCAACGGGGUGACCUCCCGUUGCUCGGUACUAGCAGUUUGAAAGCACGCCAGUGCAAGUAGAUAAAUAGGUACUGCUCUAGCGGGAAGGUAAAUGGCGUUUCCGUGCGCUGCUCUGGUUCGCCAGAAGUGGCUUAGUCAUGCUGGCCAUAUGACCUGGAAAGCUCGGCCAGUAAAGCGAGAUGAGCGCCGCAACCCCAUGGUCGUCUGUAACUGGACUUAACAGUCAGGGGUCCCUUUACCUUUAAUUUAUGGCCUCUGCAGCGCUGGUAUCCUGGCACCACUUCUACAAGGUGGGGAAAUUUGCUUCAGGCUACCUAUUCUAAACAGAAGGGAUGUUAGUUCCCUGGCUUCCAGUCCACGGUCCCAAGGAAUUUCCUGCAUGGCACUUUGAAAGUACAAAGCAUCUGUUUAUAAUUGCCACCACAGCCAAUGUUUGAUAUAGAACCUAGGUGCCAAAUGGCUCCUUAAACCCAGGUUACAAAAUGGAAUGUCUAGUUGCCGUUUGGGGCAAGUCUUAUUUUUCAAAUGAUGGGCUGACUGUGGUUGAUUCUCAGUUAAACAACUGGCUGGUUCAAAUGAUAACCUUGAGCUGGGUUAGGAACUUUGAGAACUUAAGGAGGAAAAGUGACUUGGUCCAGGGACAGUCCACACACACAUAUAUAUAGGCCUAUUCUGACCUAUUACGCGGGUGGCGCUGUGGGUAAAACCUCAGUGCCUAGGACUUGCCGAUCGCAUGGUCGGCGGUUUGAAUCCCCGCGGUGGGGUGAGUUCCCGUCUUUCGGUCCCAGCUCCUGCCCACCUAGCAGUUCGAAAGCACCCCUAAAGUGCAAGUAGAUAAAUAGGUACCGCUUUAUAGCGGGAAGGUAAACGGCAUUUCCGUGUGCUGCGCUGGUGCUGGCUCGCCAGAGCAGCUUCGUCACGCUGGCCACGUGACCCGGAAGUGUCUCCGGACAGCGCUGGCCCCCGGCCUCUUAAGUGAGAUGGGCGCACAACCCUAGAGUCGGACACGACUGUCCCGUACGGGCAGGGGUACCUUAUUCCGACCUCUUUUUCUUAAUAGUGACCUGGACCAUUCAUAACAUAGGAAUAUUCUUCAGAACUGUGUGCAGGGCAGUGGGGUGGGUUAAGUGAAGACGAACUACUACAGUUUACUAGAAUGUUAUUGACUGCUCCUGCUCAGGCUGCACAGAAAAAGCAUUUUGGUUCCAGAAAUCCAUUCUGAUUGAGCAGAUAAAAUAUAACUGAUAGAAUUCUACAGGGUGGGGUAUUCGUGUGUGAAAACAGUCCUGAUCCAAUGAUCCCCAGAUGUCAGGCACCAUCCUGGAGCCAGGCAUCUUGACUUGGUUGUUAGUAGCCAAUAGCCAGGUGUCAAAUGUGCCUGGCACCUGGCUAAUUUUGAACACUGCUCACAGCCCUCUAAGACCAGUUGUUGUUUCCAUUUUACAGAGGGGAACUGGGAAGCUAUAAUUUGCCCGUGGACACCCAAUGGGAAACGAUGACGGAAUUGGGACUUGGAAAUAGAUAUUCAGGAAAGCCAACUGUCUAUCAGGACUUUGGAGACUCUUAGACAGGGAGAGGGGUAGUUUUGUUGCGUGGCGAUCCUUACCUUAUUACCCUUGGUCUGCUUUGGUGGUCAAACGCCAGUUGCUAGACCCUCAAUCUUUUCCUAAGUUCUGGGGUCAACAAUGCUUUUUUAUUCCCGUCUCCUGGAUUCCUCCUCUGCUGGGCUAUGAAACUUGAAGCAAUUCUAGCUGGAGGGAAAGCAACCUUUGGAAAACACUUUGGCAAGUAAAGGGGUUAAGCCUUCUGCACGCACGUUACUUCUGCAAAUGUGGUUUUUUUAGAAACUGUGUGUAGUUCUGUCUUUUUUAUAUAUAAAAAGGUGUUGCCUCGUUUUGCAGGUUGAGAACCUUCUGGGCCUCCAAACUGGAUAGAAUGUUUUUUGUAUCUUGUAUUUUUCAUGUUGGGAAUCUCCCUGAAAUCUACGAAUGAAAGGUGGUAUACAAAUUAAUUAAAUAAAUCUAAAUUAGGAGGGCAUUCAGGUGUGCACGCACCCCAGGAAAGUUGAAAUGAACCGGGAGGGUGAAUGCUUGACGAAACCGCAUACAAAAGGACUUAAAUGCACAUGUUUAUCAAAUCUGAUAGACACUCUUUUAAACGGUUUCUUAAUUAUGAGUUGAGGAGCUUUAAAACAACCGUAAUAUAAAACCAGGGUGUGUGGAGUUGUGCAUGGGUCACUUACCAUCUACUGGAAACCAUUUAUCAUUCAGUCCUGCAAAUUUGAAAUUUCCAGAUUUUAAUUUCAAAAAACGUGUCGGCUCUGUGUGGAAUUCUGUUUCAGCUGUUAAGGGAUAAGCCCUCUAAGUUAAAAGGCCGAAUGCUAUGUAUAAUCUCAAUACGAACAAGCUAAUGUUAUGUGUGUUUCUUACACAGGCUCAACAUACUAUGACAAUGUGCGCCCCCUUGCCUAUCCUGACUCGGAUGCUGUUCUCAUCUGCUUUGACAUUAGCCGCCCAGAGACCUUGGACAGCGUCCUUAAAAAGGUGAGCCAGCUAGAAUAUAAUGGGGAGUUUGGGAUGGGGCAGGGGAUGAUCUUUCAGUUUGGGGAGAGCUGACAUCUUGAAAAAUACAGUGGUGCCCCGCAAGAUGAAUGUCUCGCAAGAUGGAAAACCCGCUAGACGAAAGGGUUUUCCGUUUUGGAGGUGCUUCGCAAAACGAAUUUCCUAUGGGCUUGCUUCGCAAGACGAAAAUGUCUUGCGAGUUCCUGCGGGUUUUUUUCCCUCCCCCCCCCUUUCCCAAGCCGCUAAGCCGCUUAUCAGCUGAUCCGCUAAGCCGCUUAACAGCUGAUCGCUAAGCCGCUUAUCAGCUGAUCCGUUAAGCCACUAAGCCGCUUAUCAGCUGAUCCGCUAAGCCGCUAAUAGCGCUAAUCCGCUAAACCGCUAAUGGGCUUGCUUCGCAAGACGAAAAAACCGCAAGACGAAGAGACUCGCGGAACGGAUUCUUUUCGUCUUGCGAGGCACCACUGUACAGCGGAACUCCAGAAUCACAGUUGUGCUACAGGCUCAAAGCUGAAUUUGAAGACACUCGAACUCAGGAUGCAAGGGAGAAACAUGCUAAGAGGAAGGCAUGCUUGGCAAAUCCACACCGUGAUCAAUUCCCGCCCGGAAACCAAUGUCCCCACUGUGGAAGGACGUGUGGAUCCAGAAUUGGUCUCCACAGUCACUUACAGACUUGUUGUUAAAACCGUGUUUAUGGAAGACAAUCUUACUCGGCUACGAGGGAUCGCCAAAGAAGAAGAGAAGGCUCUAAGCUUUGGUUUCUGACAUAGUUUCCCUUCCGGAGCUUGCGUUCUGGGAAUUUGGGGAUGGGACUCCAGGGGAAAGACUCUAGUCCUCAUGCCUAGAAUAUCUCUGACAACUUGCCGGCAAACGCUGCUAUCCAGGGAGCGCUGUCCACGUGCGAAAACAGGAGACUGCAAAUGGAACAGCGAUGCUGUUCUUGCAUGCUGUUCUUCUCACAUCUAUUUGCGGAAUAUUCUGUGCCAGCUGUGGAUUAUGGCCAGCAUAACCGAAAGCCCCAAAUGUGCCUGGCAACACUGCAUAUUUAGCUUCUUCUUUCUUUAAAUCAGAACGGCUGGAGCCAAGAGCUGUUUCUGUUACGUGACACUGUGGGCGAGGCUUUAACUUUAUAUUAUUUUAGUUAAAAGUUCCCAGAAGUCGAUGCCGCAGGACUUGGAACCCACCUAGUCCCAACUGCAUGCUCAGUGACCUUGAGUUCUGAACUUCUGGGUGGGGGGAAAACUAAGAGGGUUUUGAAAUGGGCUAUCUCUGCGCGUUCUGGCAAAUUGUUCCUGUUCCCAUCUAUACCCUUCACUGCUCACCUUCGGUCUGUCUCUGCAGCAACCCUCCCAGAGGCUUUGAGAGGAACGCGUUGAGGGUUUUUUGAAGCUUAAAACAAAUGGGUGUCCCAUAGGACUUCUUUUCCGAACAGCUUUCUGCUUCCCUCCAGUGAACACUGCACAGGCUUGUGUGGCAGAAAUUGUUCCUCAGGUGCUGCGAAGCAGAAAUCAGGGGGUGUAGCUUUUUGAUACUGAUAUAAAUAUGGGAGGUUUUGAAAGCAGAGUGUUGUGCCCCCAGGCUGAAAUGUGAAUGCGUCGGGGAAGGGUGGGGAGCCCUCGUAAUUGCUGCCCGUUGGGUGCAAAACUGGAGUUGGCUGCAAAAUAGGAACCGGCUUUUGAUUUCCCACUGAGCUUUGGCUCCACACAGCUUGUAAGGCCAGAGGGGAAGGGAAGCCAUUUGACGCUCUUUGAAUAAACAACUUUGUAGAGACUUGAUUUCUACUGAGCUGAGGCUCGGUGGAGACACCAAGGUGACCCAAAUUCAGUGCCAGAAAUCUGUAUGAACAAUGCAAAUAAUCCUGAAUUUUCCCAUUUGUGCUUCUGUUAUUUGCUGGUAGGAAAAACCCCCUCCAAAGAUUUAUUCAAGGCUGUGUAGCAGUCCCCAUCACUGACGGAACCCUUCUCAGCCCAGCCCCAUAACACUGGGGACUUUCCCACACUUUGAAGUGUUUUCAGCCUCACGGGCCAGAAACUUGCUUUUAUAGCUGAUGUUUGAAGCAGAGAUUCUUGGAAUACUGAAGUACGUUGGCCAGUACCAAUUUCUGUUCCUGGGGUGGUGCGACAAUGAAGUCAUGGAACGGGCACAGCAGCGAAAAGAAAAGGAAGCCUUGUAGUAUAUGCAGAGAGCAGAGCCAGCAUCACUGAGCAAAAUAAGGCAGACUCUACCAAUAUAUUAUUUAGAUGCCCAAGUAGCCCAGGCAUUGUGCAAAAACUGUUGAAAGAGAACAUGUCGCAACCUGAAAGCUUUACAAUAGAAAUCUUCAGCUUGUAAUUUAAAUUUUGCAAAGGGGUAGUGUAUCAUUUUUAUGUGCUGAAUAUCAGCAAGUAACGCCCUUUCCUUUCCUGGAACGCUGCUUUUCAGUAUUGUUGCUGAUUUAUGGAAUGUGGCAUCGCAUGAAAAAACAUUACCGGUUGUAUUUUGCUGCUCGUCUAAAUAGCAACAAGUGUUGCGGCGGAGAGCGCUUUUAAAAAAUGGCAAAAGGCAAGAAGCAUAAUGGAGGUGAGAGGUGUCGGGGAUUGGCUGGACCGAAGAGGAGUAGUGGGAGCCCCAAGGGAAAUCCCAGAAGAGGAAGGAUCAGAGGCCGGGGAUUGGUGGUGGGGCACUGAGGGGAGGUCAGAGGGAGAAUUGGAUGCUGAAGGGGCAACAGGGUUUAGUGAGCAGGAAGAGCCGGUGACAGGGAGCAGUUCAGACUCAAAGGAUGAAGCAGAGGAGGGGGGUUCAAGAGGCUGCUGAAGAAUCCAGGGAGUCUCCCUCUUCAGCUGCGACAAGCUCCCCUCCCUGCUGGUCUCCAAGAAUGAGCAAGAUAAUGAAGAGAGCAGAACAGAGGCCAGAGGUGCGCAGACGCAGUUUGAGACUGCUUGGGAAACAUCCGGGAGAGGAGGAGCCUUAGACGGGGUGGAAGGCAGGGCCCUUCAGUCCUGGCAACUGCUCCAUAGGGGCAAGACCUGCUGAGAAGUGUUGCUGAGUUGUAUGCCGAUUCCUUGAAUAAAGAGUUAACUUUAUUGACAACGGAGCCUUGCGUCUCUCGUGCUGACCUGUGUCUGACUCCAGCCCUGACAGCAGGUGAUUGAGCCAGUUUUUCUAACCUCACUGUACUUUAUUUCCCGAUUUUGUUCCCUCGCAGUGGCAGGGGGAGACGCAGGAGUUCUGCCCCAGCGCCAAGGUGGUUCUGGUGGGCUGCAAACUGGACAUGCGCACUGACCUGAACACUUUACGGGAACUUUCCAAACAGCGCCUUAUCCCCGUCACACAUGAGCAGGUAUGUUGUCGUCGUCAUUGUUGUUUUCCUUAGAGCCUGGGCUCACCGUGCGUAACUCAGUGCUAGGCCUCGAUUUCAAGAUACAUUAAUAAAAACGGAGACUGGCUCUGAGCAGGCAAAAAGUGUUUUUCAAGUAAGUGAGAUAGGAAGUCCUUGGUGCCAGAAGAUGUGGGUGUGAGGCAGGCUUGAGCCUGCCCACCCCCUGUAGCACCUCCGCUUUUAAAAACUGAUCAUUGGCCUUGAGAUAAUAAUAAUAAUAAUAAUAAUAAUAAUAAUAAUAAUAUGCCGCCCAUCUGACUGGGUUACCCCAGCCACUCUGGGUGGCUUCCAGUAAAUUAAAACACAGUAAGAUAGUACAAGGGACGCAGGUGGCACUGUGGGUUAAACCACAGAGCCUAGGACUUGCCGAUCAGAAGGUCAGCGGUUCAAAUCCCCGCAACGGGGUGAGCUCCCGUUGCUCGGUCCCUGCUCCUGCCAACCUAGCAGUUUGAAAGCUCGUCAAAGUGCAAGUAGAUAAAUAGGUACUGCUCCAGCGGGAAGGUAAACGGCGUUUCCGUACGCUGCUCUGUUUCGCUAGAAGCGGCUUAGUCCUGCUGGCCACAUGACCCAAAAGCUGUACGCCGGCUCCCUUGGCCAGUAAAGCGAGAUGAGCGCCACAACCCCAGAGUUGAUCACGACUGGACCUAAUGGUCAGGGGUCCCUUUACCUUUAAGACAGCAAACAUUAAAAACUUAGGGUUCAGAAGUCUGAAGGAUGUAUAGAUUCUUGCACCUGACAUGUGCAGGAGCCAAACGUAUGUAUUGCCCCAGUUGACUACAAGCACCCAGUGCAUGUAAGCUACGUUUAUCUUCUCUGGUUUAUGCACUUGUGUGUGCAUGUGUGUGUGUGUGUGUGUGUGAAUCCCUACCCCCAGAAGUGUUUUCUGGCAGGAAAUGAGUGGAAGGCAGCAAAAAAAAAAAAAAAAAAGGACCGCAGGGCAGGUAAUUGCAGGUGAUGCGAGCUAACGAGCCAGCCCAUGUUCUCAGGGCUGCUAAUUAAUCAUCAAAAUGGGGGGGGGGGAAUGAUUUCCCAACCCAUAUAUGGUCACGUUUGUAAAGAAUUCCUCUCUAUCCUCUCUGUGCUGUAGCCCACCCUGUGGCCAAUGAAAUGAGCAGGACGGAAACCAAGGUGAAUAAAACCCCAACCCUGUAUGUUCAGAGGCAAGUGCAUCUGAAGUACCAGGCAGGAAGGGACAAAGUGCCAGAGGCAGCGCACUCUGCGAUGCUCCUUUUGCACUUUUCCCCGGGGUGGGGCAGGGGACAGAGGGGAGCCGAAUGGCAACUGAGAGCGUUAGUCUCUGCGUGCCAACCCAACAAGGCAAGUGCUUAACAUUGCUUUGCACUCCGGCACUCACAAACCCCAGCCUUUUUCUCACCCCUCGCUAGUUUUACACACCAGCCCUUCCUCCCUUGCUCGUUUUGUGUUAUAUAUAUAUUUUUUAAAAGAAGCACUUUGCUCUCUUUCUACCUUCUAGGGAAAGAACUAAAAUUAACUGCUAGCUGUGAUGUUAAAGAAACACAUGGAGUUAGCAGCGUCUAGGGAAGGUGGUGAGCUGAAAGCAUCUGGUGGGGGCUCCGUAUUAGUGCUAGGAGUACGAAUACUGUGGGGGGGGGGUUUAGAGGACGGAAGGGAGCAGGUCUUGGCAAAAUCAAGGGGGAGGCUUAUGAAACCAAGGUGAGAGAGAGAGAGGGAAAAAGCAGAAGAAUAAAUAUGGGGGCCAAAUUCUGGCGUAAUGUUUUGGUGCUUUUCUCCCCCCCCGCUCCCCCCCCCCUGCACAGGGCAGCAUUUUGGCCAGGCAGCUGGGUGCCGUGGCGUACGUGGAAUGCUCUUCCAAGGUUUCGGAGAACAGCGUGCGGGACGUUUUCCACGUGACCACCCUGGCGUCCGUCAACCGCAUCCACAAGCACCUCAAGCGCAGCAACUCAAAGCGAGGGCUGAAGCGGGCGGCGCAGUUGCCCGCUCGGACGGACUUGUUGACUGACCCCGAGAUCCGCAAAGACCGGGCCAAGAGCUGCUCGGUGAUGUGAGAGGAGACGGAGGAGACCCCCCAGGGGCUGAAGCAGAGCACUGCCUGUCUUGUUCAUAUCUCUUUGUACAGUAUUUGGUCAGGGGGAGGUCUCUGCACCGUUCCCCGGGAUGUAGGCCCGAGGGAAAACAGGCAGCCUUCCCCCAGAAAAAAACGUUUCUGCCUGAAGCCGCGAAAUGCUAUGCAUACAUUGACAACGUCUGGAUGUGGGGCUAGUAUUGCACAGGACACAGAAAAUGCUCAGGUAGCGGAUGACCUCCAAGGAAAAGGAGCGCAUCACUGCGUGAGGCACAGAUAUCGGGGGUGGGCGGGUGGGCAGAAAUCUUCUUAUUCUCUUCAGAGCAAUUAUUUUGGAGCUAGCGUAUGAUGUGUAGGUUGCCCGGGCCACUGGCCUCUUUGUACAGCCAUGGCGUGGGGCAGUCAAGCCAUGCCUUUAGCAUGUGUACAUGUGUGUGUGUGUGUGUUUGUGAAUUGUAUGCGCAAGGCGAAGUGCAGGGCUAGCGCUCCGGCACGGGUCCGGUCGCGGAAUAAAGAGCUGCGGAUGGGUUGGCAGAAAAAAAGGUGGUCAUUUGAGAAGACAAAAUGGCGGCGGGUGUGGGUAGGGUGCGUGUCGGUUUGGGAAAGGCGGGAGAAAGAUGGUAGCGGAGGCUGGGGGGGCUGAAACGCUUUGUAGGGGAAUGGUAAACAGAAGUGCAUUUAAGGCCUUGGACCAUGGGGUAGCUUCACUACUGGACAGGUGAGGCACGGCCAGGUAGGUGGCUGGCAGGACAGUUGGAGAGGUCAGGAGCUGUGUCGUCGGGCGCCAUCUUUUCCUCACAGCAUCCUCUCAGUCACACCCUCUAGUGCCUUCAAUUGCAGGACAUCCGUGCCUCUCUCAUUUGCUUCGUAUGAUUCAAGAGAUGGGAGAGGGACAACUGAACCUCUCAGAGCCACUCCAGCGUCACGGAAGGAGGCCAUCCCCCCCCCCCCGUUGCCGUGCCUUCACCACUCUCUUGUUGCUUGAAAUGCUUUUGACCACUGCAUUGAGGCUGAUGCCAAAGCAGAGUUUGGGUGGGAGUUUUUUCCUCAUAUCUUUUCCCUGGGGAAAAAGGAGGGGAGGAGAAGGAAGGACAGCUCCACUUCUGUGCCACGGGUAGUAAAUUAAACAGGACAUUGUUUUGGCAAUUUAUUGCUGCUGUUGGCUUCCAGUUCCGCGGCACUGCAUGGUUUUGGUUUGCGCCAAAGAGAAGUCAUUCUUUCGUUUUCCCUCAAAGCACAUUUGUGUCUGAAGUCUCUCCUUCCCACUUUGUAUCUGGACGAUGCUGCUUUGGGGCAGCACGUUUAUCGGGAGGUAUGGAAAUGCCGCCAUGCAAAUUCCCUCUUGAGAGGAUUUGGAGAAAUGGGCUUGAUAGACAGGAGCGCAGCGUACGUGUGUGUCAAGAGGCCAGGAAGUAUUGUCGCAUUAGCAUUCAUUAAGGGCCCUGGCAGAGAGUGAGGUCGAGCCACGGAUUGUUGCCAAUGGACAAAUCUGCAAUGAUUGGAGGAGGAGGAGGAGGAGAGGGAGAAAGCUGCUGACUUUGGGCCCUGGACCAGAGAAGGGAACAGAGGUGGCUGUGUGUGUCAAGCAACUUCUUCUUGCAAAUCAAAAUAAUAACUCCAUGCUCCCUAAUAUAUCUGGGAAUUCAGCCAGCAUUGGGGUUGGGUACCGUUUUAGGUUCUUGAUGGGUGUAAAGCUCGUUCUUCCUAAAACACAAACCAAUUUAAUUCUCACCGCCACCAUUAACUUUUUCCACCCUCUGGUGCCAUCGAAGGACUUUUCUCUGGAUCAAAUGCAUGCAAAACUCUAAGGGGAUGUGGUGGCUCUGGAGUCCAAGCCUGCCUGCAAAGUGUGAUUUGGUUGUGUGGGAAACCACCUCUGCAUAUGGUCAGGUGUUCUAGGACUAAGAAAAAAUAAAACAAAAUCUGGAGCGGUCAUGUGCUUCUAACUAAGGGGAGCAAAGGGAUUUUGGGGACAGAGCCCCCCCGAGUUGAGCAAAUGUCUUGUAGGCUGAUCUCAUACUCUCCAGCAUUUCUCUGAUGAAAUUAGGGGAAACACUGAACAUUUUUUUAAAAAACUUCCCUAUACAGGGCUGCCUUCAGAUGUCUUCUAAAGUUUGCCUAGUUACUUAUCUCCUUGGCUUUGGGGUUGCAUAACUCCAUACCCUCCAACAUUUCUCCGGCAAAAACGAGGAUGUUCUAAAGAAAAGUGGGACAUUCUGGGAUCAAAUCAGAAACCGGGACAGCUUCUGUAAAUCCCUGGAAAAUGGGGGCAUUUAGAGGGUCUGUGAUCUACCAUGGCAGCACCCAUUGAGAUCAGGGUGUGGCUAACCUAUAACCCUCCAGAUUUUUUGGGCAACUGGCAGAAUUCAGGCCACAAACUUGCCAACCCUGCUUAUAGGUCUUAGUUUGAGCUAGGCCUCGGGUGUAUCUCUGCAUAUGACGAAGAAGGGGGGUCUCCAUUUUCUACCUCUCCUCUGAGCAGCCAGUGCCUUGUCCACACACACACAUCAUGACUUCAGGACUCUUGAGAUUGCAGCGGCUGCUUUCUACUCUUGGUAGCCAACUCUUCUCGGUGGCUUCUCCCUUUCGAGUUAGCGGGCUGUGUGCCGCAGUUGCUCUGGCACCGAGGGAUCUAUUCACAGGCAGGAUUAGCCCAGGCUGCCCGUUCAUCCUCUCUGCCAAAAUGAAAUAAAAAAGGCACAAUUGUUAACUGCGCUGGGUUUGAGGACAGCGGCUCCAUUGUCCUGGCUGGGCAGCAGCUGGUGUUCCAGAAUCUCCCUUCCAGCCUCUGCUUGGUCUGGGAUUUCGACAUGGGGUUAUCUCAGGCCACGGUCGUCCAUGAGGCCGCCAUGGAGAGUCCUAAACCCCACACAUCCAGGGCUUCAUUGGUAAAAAGUGCAUGCGUGUGUAUGCGCAAGAGAGGGGAGGGUAUCCGGAUGGAAGAUAUGGAACCUUUUAUCCCCAUAUAUUUUGCCAGAAUCGAGAAUCUACAGACGGAAGGAAACCACAACGAUCACCGAAAGAUUUUGAAUUUGAUAGAAAAAUAAUAAGAAUAAAUUUUAGGGCUGAGGUGUUUAAUUCCGUUUCUCUUCCUCCUCCCCGACCCCCCACUCACUCCUGCAUCCCCAAAUGCAAAAUGUUUGGGCUAAUUUGGCAGUUAGCAAGUUUUGUUUUGCGUGAGGGACGAAAGUCGGUCAGUCGCUUAGCAUGACCUGCCCGCUAAGCCAAAUAAUUCCUUGGAGCUUGGGUAUUUUGCCGUCAGCGUAUGAUUAUUAUUAGGCUUCUAAUACAUAAAUUGCCUCCCCUGAUGAGAUGAAAACCUUAUUAAGAGAACAAUUCUUCCUCACAGAGUUGUGUUUUUCCUCCUCUCCCUCCUCAAUAGUUCCUUUUGCUGCUCCAUAUUUGGUCUGCACUGGGAGGCAUGGAUGCUGAAGGAGACGUUUGCCAAAUAUUCGGGGUUGUUGUUUUUUGUCACUAGAUUACUGGAUGCCAUUCCUUUGUUCGGUGUGUUCAGCUGUGUUUUGUAAUGCAAGGCCUUGGCACAAGGGCCCUUUAAGAAGCCGGAGUGCCUCUGAGCAUGGGCAAAUGUACCUAUGAUUGUGUGCUAGGGGUUCUGGAAGGUGCCUGUCCUGAAUAAAAUAAUAAUGGCUGCCUUUC